Messenger RNA from Pelobates cultripes (western spadefoot toad), 58877 nucleotides. NCBI's taxonomy places the organism in Eukaryota, Metazoa, Chordata, Amphibia, Anura, Pelobatidae. The record is from the annotation of a GenBank genome assembly.
AUGACGUCGGGAAUACAUAGACAGUGGCGUCUCCAGGAUUCAUACUUAGGAAGUAAGUACCAGACGUGGACUGAAACGUUGAUGAUGUUGCUUCGUUUUUAAUGGAUCUUCAAUAAAAUGUCACUUUUUAAGACUACAAGACCGUGAGUGCAAGCCUCUCCAUUUAUAUAUUAAAUGUAUAUAUACACACACACACACACAUACACAGGGCUCAACAAAUACCAGGCACCAGGUCGCCAUGGCGACUAGACAUUUUGCCCUGUCUCCUGGCAUUUGUCAGCCCUUUUGCUAUGCCUCGCAGGAAACAUUAAAGCCAGCCGCCGCGGGGAGCAUGGAGGCAGUGUGUGAGGGAGCAGUAAUCUUCCUGCAGUUCCUCUCUGCUCCCUUGUGCGCUGUUUAGUGACAUGACGUUACUCCGGCCCCGGCAUCUCUACAGAGAGCACACAGGGAAGCAGAGAGAAACGGCAGGAAGACUGGGAGGAGACCCACUGGACACCAGGGAAAGAUCCACUCUGCUCUCCCAAAGGCUGGGUGGAUUUAAAUAAAAAUAGCAAUUUGUGAUUGUGUGAGAAAAAAAUAAAUAAAUGAGUGUGUGAGUGUAUGUGUACUGGGGUUGCAUUGUGUGCUUAUCAAGGAGUCUACAGCCGCCAGGACUAAGAAAGUUCAUACUCGACAGAGAAUUGUCAGGCAAAAUAUUGUCAUGGGCAAAUGCAAAUAUUACAAGUUUUAGAAUGAAAUGUAUUUCUUAAACUGUGUACUUUGUCUUUAAGAGAUAUUGCAAACUGACAAGGUGUUAGAAAUGGAACAUAUUGUUUUUCAUAACUGUUUCUUUAAGCAAUAACCUCAGUGCAUAAUAUGUUUGCGCCAUUUUGUCCCAGAUGAAUUACAAUAACAAUAAUGCAUAAACAAGCUUCAAGGCUAUGCUACGACUCUUUCAGUACACAAUAUACUGUGGUAACCUUAGUAGAUAAGGAUGUUCGGACUUUAAGAUGACCUAAGUCAGGAAAAUUUCCAUGACGUAUACACCCUUUAGUUAUGGCCUUGUAUGUUUGCCAAAUUAAGGGAGGUCCUAAAAUGAAUAAAGUAAAAGAAGUGUUUAUAUAUGAACUACGGUGACCCUAAAAUGGAGACACCUAUGGUAUAAAUAGGUGUACUUUUAAAUGUUAAGACACAGAGGAGAGACUUGGAGACAGACGCUGCUCCAUCUUAAAAUAACAGAGAGGCUGACAUGAUGACAUGUUCAGAAGGGUAUGUUAACCUAUUAAUGAUAUUUGCAAGCAUGUAAUUUAAUCUUAUCAACUCUGCUAUAAUGGAUUUUAUAUUUAUAUUUUUAUAUAAUAAAUAUCCAAAAAGACAAAACUAUUGCUUCCAAGACAAUCCUUAUUUUAUAUUGUAUUCUCAAUUAUUUAUAUAUGUUAAAUAGAGGAUCUCUUACACUAUAUAAAAUUAUGGCUAAGAUAUCUGUAUGGUUAGCCCUGCUCAGUUCUAUGCUUUAAGACAUUAUAGUGGUAAAUAGGGGAACCAGCCGCGGUUACAAUAUAUAUUAAUUUUACAGCUAAUUUUCAGGCUGAAUCUGAGGGGCUGCAGCCAUGUGCGACCUGCUCGGUUGUCCGUCAGGCCUCAUCCCUUGUCUAGUUGUUUAUGUCUGCUGCUCAUUCCUUGGUUACACAUGGUCUGUGGUUGUGAGGCCGGUUGGAUGUGCUGCCAAAUUCUCUGAAACGCCUUUGGAGGCGGCUUUUGGUAGAGAAAUGCUCUGGUGGACAUUCCUGCAGUCAGCAUGCCAAUUGCAUGCUUCCUCAAAACUUGCGACAUCUGUGGCAUUGUGCUGUAUGACAAAACUGCACAUUUUAGAGUGGCCUUUUAUUGUGGCCGGCCUAAGGCACAUCUGUGCAAUAAUCAUGCUGUUUAAUCAGCAUCUUGAUAUGCCACACCUGUGAGAUUAUCUCGGCAAAGGCGAAGUGCUCACUAACACAGAUUUAGACAGAUUUGGGAACAAUAUUUCAGAGAAAUAUGCCUUUUGUAUAUAUAGAAAACAUUGAGUUCAACUCAUGAAAAAUGGGGGCAAAAACUAAAGUGUUGCGUUUAUAAUUUUAUUCCUUGUAUUUAGAAUAUGUAUGGGGGCACUUGCAGAGAAACCUUUUAAGUUAGGGAGGAAUAAACCUAUAGUUAAAAAUGUAAGGAUUUUUUUUUUGGUUCAGAACUUGGACAAUUGCCUCUGUCUUUAUGGGGUAAAACUAAAUGUCAAAUAAAUAUAUGUGAUUUCAAAAGUAAUAAAGAGUGGAUUCUGCUAAUGCAUAAUAUUGAGAGAAAAGCAGAAAUUAAAAGUAAAAUAAAGAAUCUAAAUGUAUAUAAUAUUGUGGUUAUCAAUGCUCAUACUAGCCCUAUACCAACUGUGCCAAACACAUGUUUGGGUAAAAGUCCAAUAAGCCUUUACCAGUUAAUUACUCUGACAGGCGCCGCUCCAUAUAUGACUUUCCCUUGCUUUCUAGUUUAACAAAGAAAUGAUAGGAAUGUUUCUUUGCAUAAUUGCCGGUCCUUAAAGGAACACUAUAGUCACCUAAAUUACUUUAGCUAAAUAAAGCAGUUUUAGUGUAUAGAUCAUUCCCCUGCAAUUUCACUGCUCAAAUCACUGUCAUUUAGGAGUUAAAUCACUUUGUUUCUGUUUAUGCAACCCUAGCCACACCUCCCCUGGGUAUGAUUGACAGAGCCUGCAUGAAAAAAAAAAACUGGUUUCACUUUCAAACAGAUGUAAUUUACCUUAAAUAAUUGUAUCUCAAUCUCUAAAUUGAACAUUAAUCACAUACAGGAGGCUCUUGCAGGGUCUAGCAAGCUAUUAACAUAGCAGGGGAUAAAAAAAAAUCUUAAUUAAACAGAACUUGCAAUAAAGAAAGCCUAAAUAGGGCUCUCUUUACAGGAAAUGUUUAUGGAAGACUGUGCAAGUCACAUGCAGGGAGGUGUGACUAGGGUACAUAAACAAAGGGAUUUAACUCCUAAAUGGCAGAGGAUUGAGCAGUGAGGCUGCAGGGGCAUAUUCUAUACACCAAAACUGCUUCAUUAAGCUAAAGUUGUUUAGGUGACUAUAGUGUCCCUUUAAGACUUUUUAUUUUAAAGGAAGGGGGGCAGGGGGAGGUUAAAUAUAGCCUUGACUUACUAGUUUUGGAUAAACUUUUAAUAUUCUUCAAAAUAUUAAAUAUAUUAUGUAUAAAAAAAUUAUAUUUUAAAAAAUCAAAAUUUAUAAUAUUCAGUACAUUUUUCAAGAUAUUAAAUUAUUUUUAAAAUCUGGAAAUUUGAGCUCAGGAUCAAACGAGUGGAGAAAAGGAAAUAUGAGAUAUGAGUAAUAAGAUCAUGAGUAAAGGUCGUGGAUAGAGAGGGCAUAAGCUGAAAAGUAAGCUAAUAUGAGUUAACACCAGAGUUAUGCACAAUUUUUUUAUUUUUUUUUUUACAGCUGGUAUGAACGAAUCAAAUUCCUUUUAAUCUACACUUGCACAAACUGAUCCAUAUUGGAAUUACCAGUGACAUCUUAUUCAAGUAAUACAACUCCACUGGUAAAUAUGUCUCUUAACCACGCCGACUUCAGCAGGACAGUCCCAUCAUAAGUGUCCUGCAUUUUGGGUCGCCAUGGAACAGUCCACAAAAAAAAGCAGCGCGAGUGACGCUUUGUGAACUGUAGAGAGUACUGAAACAGUGAUCCCUGCAUGGCCUGGCCUGGAUUUGCCUUUGUGAUUGGCAGGCAGCCUGGUAUGCCUUUAUGCCAGCCUGACCUGUCAAUUCUUAGGGUGGGUCUGGCCCACACCCCCUUUGCCCCAGUUGCCAGUGUCCUAUUUGAUAAGGCGCCAAUGUUGGAAGGUAUGAUAAAUCUUGGAUGGGUAGAUUCGUUUGAAUUUUAAAAUAAAAUUGAUUUGUUCGGUACUAGCUGUAAAGGAGGUCUACUUAGCACUCCCUUACGCAUAGGAGUGUGCAGCCUAUUGCAUUAAGGUGUGCACCCUAAAGCACAAGCACACGCCGCGUAUAUAUAUGUAUGUGUGUGUGUGUGUAUAUAUAUAUAUAUAUGUGUUUAUAUAUAUAUAUAUAUAUAAAUAUAUAUAUAUACACACACACACACACACACUGCUGUGUGUGUGUGAGGGUGCUGUUAAUGUACUGUGUGGGAGGGUGCUGUCUGUGUGUGAGGAUACUGGUAAUGUGGUGUGUGUGUGUUUGUGAGGCUACUGUUAGUGUGCCGAGUGCUGUUUGUGUGCUGUGUGUAAGGGUGAUGUGUGUGUUUGUGUGGGUGCUGUAUAUGUGUUGGUGCUGUGUAUGUGUGUGGGUGCUGUGUAUGUCUGUGGGUGCUGUAUGUGUGUGGGUACAUUACUUAAUAUCCCCCCUCCCUUCUUACUUUAUGUAGGGAGGGGGGAUUCUUGUUCCUUGCUGCCUUCCCUGGUGGUCCAGUGGAGGUGGGGGCAGCUUACUUAAUAUCCCCCCUCCCUUCUCACCUUAUGUAGGGAGGGGGGAUCCUUCCUUGCUGCCUUCCCCGGUGGUCCAGUGGUGAGUGAACUCUAGCCUGCGGGGCUAGAGUUCACUCUCGCGAGAUCUGAGCGUUGCCGCGGCAGCGCUCAGAUCUCGCGAGAGGAACCCGGCGGUGCUGCCGGCAAUAGCUCCCCGGGUCCUCUCCUGCCUGUGGGUCGGUGGGGAGGGAGGCUGAGCACAGAGCCGGCGCUCGGAUAGCGCCGGCUCUGCAUGAGCCGACAGGGGAGAUCCUGAAAUCUCCCCUGCCGGUCUCAAUACAUAGACGUGCCGCAGGGAUUAGGGUGUGCCCAGACACACCCCGUGCGCACGCUUAUGCCCUUACUGAUGUUCUAAAGCAGGGAUAGGCAACAUUCGGCACUGAAGAUGUUGUGGACUACAUCCCCCAUAAUGCUCUUACGCCCAUAAUGCUGGCAAAGCACCAAGGGAGGUGUAGUCCAAAACAUCUGGAGUGCCGAAGGUUGCCUAUGCCUGUUCUAAAGGUUAAUGUCUUCAAGGCUACCUGAGUUAGCUCUACAGGGAAAUUUAAAGGUUGCUUAUUUGAGAACAAAAUUUGUCAUUCCUUUAAUACUCCUACACUGAAAAAGAAAUGCUUAUCUGAGGUGUUAUCGGAGUGCAUAAAUAAAGAAAAAAAAAUAAUGAAAGGGCUUUUCCCUAUUGGAGCAUUUUUAAUUAAUUGCUAAUUCUUUAACAUACAUUUAUUGUCCUUAAAGUAGCAGAUAUAAAAGCUGGUUAAUUGCAAUAUUUGUUUUCAAUUCCAAACAUGCUCCUACAUAGCACUUAAACCCUAACUUUCCAUUUACAGGGCACACAGGAUGCAGUUAAAACACAAUGUUUUGUUUUAGUGUUUGCUUCGCCUGGAAGCGGCCAUUUUUUGCUCAAUUCAAGCCAUUUUCAUUCUGCAAACAUUCCCGUCAGUCUCCGGCAAGACUCGGCUAUUUCCGUGCCGUAGUCGGCCUUCGAGUAAGCGGGCGUGUCCGUCGCUGGGUGUGGGUCACUCUGCCAAGCUCCGUCAGCUCGUCGUGCUUUUCCGGAGAGGUUGCGGAGGGUGACGUCAGCCCUGUGGGCCGCGGCUAUAAAUAAGGGGAGCCGCUGGCGACCAGCUCAGUCGAAGAUCUGGAGAGCUGGAGUUCGGAAGUUGGAGCGUUAUCACCCCCCCUAGAGCUGGUGAGGCCGCACCCCUUCCCUGCUGUCUGCUCCCCACACCCUCCCCAGAGCUGGGGUACACAGUGCAUGCACCAUACUGGCCCCCAAUAAACCCCCAGGCAUUAACCCCAUCAGUCCUGCAGGGCUCUCUAUUACAUAGUAUCACGUGUUAAAGCAUUAUUUAUAUAUUUUAUAGCAUAUUGUAUAGUCAAGGCACUACAUUAUAUGUGUGUAUAUAUAUAUAUAUAUAUAUAUAUAUAUAUUAUUUUUUUUUUCUCUUGUGUUAAAUCCAUAUAUAAAUUUUAUAAAUAAUUACAUUUUGUAUAUUGCUAUCUAAUAUUUAAAGGGCUACAUUUGGAGCAAAAAAGAAAAAUAUUUUUUAUAGCAGGGGGGUAUCUUGUAGAACUACAACCCCCAUUAUGCCUUGCCACCCUGCAGCCUAUUAUAAUGUAUAGAUUUUUGUUUUUUUGUCUCUUAAUGCAUGAAUAUUGGUUGCAAAGGUGUUUGAUCCAUCAUGUACAGCAGUUUGUACAUAUGGGGGGGUUACCCAGUUUUUGUCUUUUAUAAAUAUGGCCUUUAAUGAGUAAUUGUCAAUGCAGACAUCACUCCAGUAAUGCAUGUAAUGUGACCCAUUUUAUGUCUUGAUUUUUGACACUAUCCUAGUGCACAAUGUUUUCCUGCCCUGGUUUAAUCCUGUCCCAGAUGAGUAUUCAGAAUGGAGAGAGCAGAAUGUUAAUUAUAAAAAAUGCAUGAACCUGGGCUUUAGCCAGUAUAAAAUGCACAAGGCAGUCCUUGCCUAAUCCAGUGUUGACAGAUACAGUAUGUUUUAUGUCCCUUUAGUGAAUUUGCAUUUUUGUGGUGAAAAUCUUGUUAAAUGUAUUGUGAUUAUUGAUAGCCAUUUGUAAAUCCCCAGCAUAUUUGCAGCUCAAUUUUAAAAUAGGCAGACCAUCGUUAACCCUGUAGGUCAUGGCAUUUUCUUUCCGCAUAAUCAAUUUUUGGCUUUUUACCAAUCAAUGAAAUGGAACGUUGUCCUUUCAGUAUAUUUUAACAAGCCUAGCGUUCUUAUGGCCCUUGCAAUGCACACAUUUACCCCCUUCUGUUACAUCUUUGUGUGGAUGUGUAUAUCUUUAUCUUCUCGUUGGCUUGCUAUUUCUGUUUGGUAUCUGUGUAAUAUUGUUUCAGUCCUGCAUUGGCAAAUGUUGGAGAUCCAGUAUCCAAUUUCUAGUGAUGGUUUCUUUGUUUCAGGGUAUGGAGGGUGUACUGUAGUUUUUGUACUUGUGAUGUUGAGAUAUAUAAAUACAUUUGUACAUUAUAAUUGCGUCCAAUACAAAUAUCGGUGGACUAAACAAUCAGUGAAUUUAAUUUAUCAUCUAGUAUGAAUUAAUAUAAGGGUAUUUUUUUUAAUUGUAAAAGGCAAUUUAAUUAUUAAAUGAUUCCAUUCUAGAGUAGAUGCUAAAAAAAAAACCCUGCAAUUUGUCAUUCAGUAUCAUUUUGUUUUUGUAUACGUUUUAAGUCUUUGUAUGCUAUUAAUCAACAGUGUUAAAUGAUAAUGGUAGUAUUAACCCUCUGAUUGUCAAUAUAUGUGGAAGUCCUUUAGUAAACACCCCCGGGCAAUCAAAAUGUUUUGAUUUUUAUUUGUAAAUUAUAGUAGUAGCACAGUAUUGUGCAUUUUGCCAUUGUCCUCCUUUUUCAAAGAUUACAUUAACCAGAAACCCAGAGGGGGAUAGGUUUGUUCUUGUGAUAAGAUACUGUAAGGUAGAUCCUUCUAUGAGAUCUGGUUUCUCUAGAAGGUUUUUUUUCCCCAUUGUGUGCUAAUGUAAACAAGUGGAUAUUACAGAAUUUCUUUUUUUAAAUUAGCAUUUCUUGCCAAUAGAUCUGCAUCCAUUUUUAAUCUUGUUACCAGGCACUCCCACGAUUCUUCUCCAAGACAAACUGAAUAAUCUAUUUCACUCUAUCAGUUGGUAAUACAUUACGCUGAUAACCCAUUCAUUCAAGAAGUUAUUGUGAAACCGGGCAAAUGAAUCUGUGAUGUUGCACAGUGACUACAAUCUUAUAUCUUCAGUUGGGCUGCUACAGAAAAUGAUAAAUGAAUGCAGUCAUUCCGUUGUAGAAUUAGGUGUUGUACAGGUCCCUGGGACUGGAAGAGUUACAGAUUGCACCACUGGUAAAAUUAUAGGUUUAGUGUCUCUUUAAACAAGUCCAAGUCAAGCUGCAAUGUCGAUCAUGUGGGUGCAACAGGGCGUCAACUGCACUGCAGGAAUGUAAUUCAGGAAAAGAAGCUGAGCUAUUGCCUGUGACAAGGACAUGUUAAAAGUUUCAAUAGUCCCCACCCACAGUAUGCAGUAUGCUUUGGCAAUAGUUUUACCUUGUCAUAUAGACCAACUUUAUAGCCAGACAUUCUUUAUGAAGUUCUACUCUUGACAGGUGGGCAUACCUUGGUAUAAGAACUGGCUUCGUACCCGUUACAAGCAGUAUAUCCCCUUAAGGACACACGACGGACAUUUUCCGACAUGCUGGCAUUUUAUUUUUUAAGCGGUGUCCUGAAGGGGAUAUCAACCCAUCAGUUUUUAGGGCCCAAGGUCCUGAGUUGGUUAAAUGAGUAUUUGGGACACAGCUUGUUAAAUGUUCGUGCCAACUGGUCUGUCUGUCAACUGGCAUGGCCUAAUUUUCUCUCCUUAACGCAGAUUGAGGAUUUAUCAAAACAAAAGACACCAAUGUUAUCAUCCACUGUAAUUUUGGCAAUCAGUUGUCUUGGCACUGCAGAUAUUCGAGAACUACAUUUCCCAUGAUGUUUAUCUCAGGAGAUGGCAUGCAAAUAUCUGCAGUAAUCAAGGUUUGGCAACAGUGUCCUACCUAAUGUGUUUUAAUGUAGUAACAAUGAAAUUCUGGUCAUUUUUUUUAUAUAGUUGCUAAUCUUCUCUGCAUAUUUUUAUUUCACUGCAUUACAAUGUGUCAACAUCAGUCUUUGAAUAUUGUUGUUUGAAUUACAAAAUAUAACCUUUAUAAUAUUUCAGUUGUAACAUUAUUUCCUGUUUUAAUGUUCUCCCUUUGCUGUUAGAACUCAGAAACAGCACGUUAGGGGCAUUACAAAGCCAUUUUCCUGUUUAUUUAAAUUAUAAUCCAAUUGCAUGAUUCAUACUACUUCAGUUACAAAAUUCAAACUACUCAUUUGAGUCGUUUCCAAACCGCAUUGUAGGAUUUGUACCAAAUCAGUCCAUGCGCCAUCUCACCAUAAUCAUAAAUAGGACUCCACCGUGCCUCGUUCCUUUUUGUAAAUUGGUGGUUGAUCUGCAUUGCGCACUGUAAUUGUGAAAAAGCAUCAUUUGGUGGGACUGCAACGGUGUCUGUACCGAACACAGCUAAUUGAAUUUCACAAAUAUAUAUUCAGACAGAUGCAUCGCUUGUCUAUGUGCCUUAUGUAGUUGCCUGGGAUUGAAGUUUACACCCCCUAUAUGUGUACAUGCCCUGCACAUUUGGGAUUCCGGAUAUAUGCAGGAUCUGUAUACUUUGCAGCUUCACUUGCAUACCAUACUCCCUCCUCUUAACCCUUUGAUUGUCAGAGGAGAGAGAUGUUUUUAUAGCUCACUCCGUCUAGCUUUCAACACUCUUACUAACCUCUUUUGUCCCUCAAACGUGUUUUAGAUUCCCCUAGGAUGGGCAGAUCCCUGAUGAGGGUUUGCAUGAAGACAAUGUAAGAGAUUACUCCCUAGCUAGAGUUGGCUGCCCUUCGCAUAUAUGGAAGAGACACUCUACAACGUAAAGGGGGUUAUUUUGCAGAGCAAUAGAAUUGGCUUCCAAAUUGGCAAAUAAAAAAGUAUGUUGUCCAUUUAAAAGCAGACGACUGCAGAUAUCCAAUAUUAAAAUCAAUAGCUGCAGAGACUGAUCAUUUCUGGCUUCUGUUCGCUAAAACAAAACUGCUCAUGAAAGGAAGACGAAAUGCAUUGUCCUGUCUUCCAACAUCCAUUACAAAAUGCUGAAAGAGAGCUUUACCGCUGAUGUGGGACAGGCGCAAAUGUGUCAACAGUGUUUCAAUUUUUUUUUUUUGUAUCCCGUUUUUUAUCUUAUUAGUGUUUUCCGCAUCCAGUCAUGUUGUCCCUCCGUAAGAUCAGAGUCCAGGUAUUGUGUGAUUUGAUUGCAGUGACUUUAUUUUUCUAUAUUUUGUUCCUGGUUUUGCUUUUUUUCCCCUCUAGCAACAAAUGGCUAUGCCUUUUGCUCCUAAAUAUCUUGUGCCGCUUUUAGUUGCACUUCUUAGUUGACGUGUGAUCUUUGGCAUGAUCCUUCACUGAUCUUCUCUUGUGCAUGACUUCUCUCUCAAACAGUGUAUCUUACUGUUAAUAUUGUGUGAUCUCAUGCUAAAGGAGGAUCCGGCAAAGCUUGGUAUCACAUUGCUAAGUUCCAUUCAAUUUUUUUUUUUUUUUUUGAUUAUGCAAUGAAAGCAAACCCGUAUAGUGAAAUCUCAUUGGCUAAAACAUUAUUUGUUAAAGUAGAAUAAAAAUAUGGAAACAUUAAAUCCACUCACCUAUUAGUAAAAUGAAAAUAAAUUUAAAGAGGCGAUAUAAACUUCCAAAGCAGGUUAGCAUCUGAUUGAAAAUGAAACCAUUUCUUUUCAUGUUGGCAGUAGGAGUCACAGGCAGGGGAGGUGUAGCUAGGGCUGCAUAAACAGAAUGGCUUAAAGCAGCACUGUCCCUGUUUGGUGAGUUUGCCGAAUUUGCACCAAUGGUGACAUUGCUGCUGGUGAUCCGGUGCACACAAGGGGGCGAGUAUAGCUGAGAUUACUUACCUGAACCUGUCCCUUGUGGGUGCUGCCAUCUUUCUCAUGGUGGUCCUCUUCAACUCCUGGUGCCUCAGCUCCAGGAGCUGAUGCCACUGCUGUACUUUUGUGCAUGCAUAAGUAUACAGCAUUGAGGUCUAUUGGGGAUCUCGCGGGACCGCAACAUCCUCCAUAGGCACAGCCAAUUCCCUGCAGCCGUCACUGGUGACAGCUGUCGGGAUUAACGCUUAGACUCCACCAUGAGUCUGAGAAAGUCAGGCGGAGGAGAAAUACAGAGACAAAGUAGUCCCUUCUUUUUUCUCUGUAUAUCUCGAGACUGUGUUGGAAUUUCAGAUUCAAAGUCAAUUUCAUAUUUAAGACCAAAGUAACUGAAUUAGAAGCAUAGCUAACUUGAAUUUGAGAUUUACCUUAAAUUCCCAACAAGUGUCAUUUGGUAAAAAAAAACCUUUUAGUAAAUAAAGUUCUUUUAAUAGCUGAAUCUAAAAAUGAAAUGUGAGUAGGUGUCCCCCAUCAAUAAUUCUAAUAGUUUUUAGUAUAUAGAGCGGUGUGAAUGCAACUUUUCCCUACUUCUGAACAUAUACAAUAUCUCAUAAAAGUGAGUACACCCCUCACAUUUUUGUAAAUAUUUUCUUAUAUCUGUUCACGUGACAACACUGAAGAAAUGACACUCUGCUACAAUGUAAAGUAGUAAGUGUACAGCCUGUAUAAUAGUGUAAAUUUGCUGUCCCUUCACAAUAACUCAACACACAGCCAUUAAUGUCUAAACCGUUGGCAACAAACAUGAGUCCAAAUUGGGCCCAAAGUGUCAAUAUUUUGUGUGGCCACCAUUAUUUUCCAGCACUGUCUUAACCCUCAUGGGCAUGGAGUUCACCAGAGCUUCACAGGUUGCCACUGGAGUCCUCUUCCAUCACGGAGCUGGUAGAUGUUAGAGACCUUGCGCUCCCCUACCUUCCAUUUGAGGAUGCCCCACAGGUGCUCAAUAGGGUUUAGGUCUGGAGACAUGCUUGGCCAGUCCAUCACCUUUACCUUUAGCUUCUUUAGCAAUGCAGUAGUCGUCUUGGAGGUGUGUUUGGGGUGGUUAUCAUGCUGUAAUACUGCCCUGCGGCCCAGUCUCCGAAGGGAGGGGAUCGUGCUCUGCUUCAGUAUGUCACAGUACAUGUUGGCAUUCAUGGUUCCAUCAAUGAACUCUAGCUCCCUAGUGCCGGCAGCACUCAUGCAGGCCCAGACCAUGACACUCCCACCACCAUGCUGGACCGUAGGCAAGAAACCCUUGUCUUUGUACGCCUCACCUGGUUGCCACCACACAUGCUUGACACCAUCUGAACCAAAUAAGUUUAUCUUGGUCUCAUCGGACCACAGGACAUGGUUCCAGUAAUCCAUGUCAUUAGUUUGCUUGUCUUCAGCAAACUGUUUGCGGGCUUUCUUGUGCAUCAUCAAUUUGAGCAAUGGCAGCACUCAUACAUCUAUUUCCCAAACACAACAUCUGGAUAUGGCGCUGAGCACCUGCACUCAACUUCUUUGGUCGACCAUGGCAAGGCCUGUUCUGAGUGGAACCUGUCCUGUGAAACUGCUGUAUGGUCUUGCCCACCGUGCUGCAGCUCAGUUUCAGGGUCUUGGCAAUCUUCUUAUAGCAUAGGCCAUCUUUAUGUAGAACAAUAAUUAUUUUUUUUAGAUCCUCAGAGAGUUCUUUGCCAUGAGGUGCCAUGUUGAGCUUCUAGUGACCAGUGUGAGAGCGAUAACACCUGCUCCCCAUUCACACCGAAGACCUUGUAACACUUGAGUCACAUGACACCAGGGAGGGAAAAUGGCUAAUUUGGCCCAAUUUGGACAUUUCCAACUAGGGAUGUACUCACCUUUGUUGCCAGCAGUUUAGACAGUAAUGGUGUUGAGUUAUUUUGAGGGGACAGCAGAUUUACACUGUUAUACAGGCUGUACACUUAUUACUUUACAUUGUAGCAGAGUUUAAUUUCUUCAGUGUUGUCACAUGAAAAGAUAUAAUAAAAUAUUUACAAAAAUUUGAGGGGUGUUCUCACUUUUGGGAGCUAUUGAAUAAUUCCUAAAGAUGUUAUCUUGCUCCUAAAUCCCAUGAACACAUUGACACUUAGUGUUUUUCAUGCAGAACUUUCUAUAUAUUUGGAGGAAGAAGCUAUUUGUGUAACUUUUUUUUAUAUAUAUAUAUUGUUUAGAUAUAUGAGCCUCCACUGGCAAAGCUACCUUAAUUUUUUGUUUUCUUAUUUGAUUCACUUGUUUAAACCAGGUAGGCAACAUUUGGGGCUUCAGAUGUAGUCAACCACAUCUCCCCUGAUGACUUUCCAGUGUUAUGGGUUUAAGAGCAUUAUGAGAGAUGUAGUCCACAAGAUUGGGAGUACCGAAGACUGCCUGUCCCUUGUAUAGAACAAGGGUAGGAUAGAAGAAAAUGCAUUUCUAUUGGUCUAGAUGCAAACAGGGUUAAUGUAUUGAGUUGGUUGAUUGGAUGACCAGAUGGAGUGCAUCGUGGGGCUUUUUGCCAGUCUGUUGGAUACAUUGCUGCUUUAAAAUUCAAAGAGAAAAUAAACUGCUCUAGAAUUCCGCUAGAGAACAGACAUCUUAUCUCCAAGGCAACCUUCCCAGAGUGCUGGAUUCACGACUCGGCUUUCCGGAAACUUCCAUUUUCCAAAUGAAUUGACUGAAAUAAAUUGCACGUUGUGACUCACCUAGACUUUAGAACUUUUUCUUUUUAUUCUUUUUUGACCUUUGAUAUUGAAAAGGGAAGAGGAGCAACACACUGUCUGCAAAUCCUUCCUCAUUUAUUCAACAGUAAUGUCAAUUAUUUUUAAAUAUGUUGCUUUUGAGGAAAGUCACCCUAAACAUACCACCCACACUUUAGAAAUACAAACAUGAGCAAUUCUGGAAAGCGAUUGAGUCACUAACUAAAACAAUUACAAAUUCUAAAAGCAAAAUCUUUGAUUCAAUCAUUUUGCAUUCUUUCAUCAUUCAUCUAUCCAGUAAAGUUAUUUUUUGCAUCAAUGGCGCAUUUUAAACAUUGUGUUUAUCAAUGUGAUUGAAUAGUUUACAUUUUCACACCCAAAAUAGUUUUUAUUUUUUUAAUGUUUUUUUUGUACAACAGACUCUGAAUGUAAACUUGUUGUAUUUGGCUGUGAAAAGCCCCCCCCCCCCCUCCAGCUGUCCUAGGACUACAACAUCCAUGAUGCUUUGACAGCCUUAAUGCCAUUUCUAACUCAGGAAAAACUGGCAAGGUCAUUAUACAUUAAGGGGGAACAGGUAUUUAAAAAAAAAAAAAAGAAACCGUAAAUGGAAGCAGAAUUGCAAAAUGUACUCUUUGGGUGGGGAGGUGACCUGGGCUAAAGCAUGGGUGAUGAAAAACCUGCAUUUACUGACAUUAAAUGCUUGUACUGAUCUGAGCUGGGAACUGCAAAUUCACAGAGAAAUUUGUGAAUAGAGAUGGAUGGAGGGGUCCUCAUUACUAUAAAUCUGGACAUUAUUUCAGGGAAUCUAUUGCAAAAAUAACACUUGCAUUUGUGUGGAGUAAAGUCUGCAGAAAUUAAAAAUAUGACCACAAAAAACAAAUGAAUUCACAAUAGUUUGUGACCAACAGCACUUCCUGGUGUCUGUGAGCAGGGUGUGUCUUUAUAGCACAACAGGAAAUUAAGGUUGCAAAGGAUAACUGUUCCCCCAAGGUGUUGUGAUGUCAUAGGCUACCAAGUUAAAUACUUUAAUAACAAUAAAAAAAGAUUAUUUUUUUUUUUUCAUUAAAUUGGGUUUCUGGGCUGCACAAGUUUGGUUGAUCAUUGUGGGAGUUGUUAUUGUAGGUCUGUUUUCCAGCCUUGUUAUGUUCAACGUUCAAAGCAUUAAAUCUAAACUUUUAGAAACUGUGAUAUUCUGGUUUUAAUAACACUUUACUUGGCCAUUGUCCCAACCACAGGUAGGGUCAAUAUUGAGUAAUCAGGAAGCUUUGCAUACAUUUUCUGACUGGCAUUCAAGCAAAAAAAAAUCCACUGCAACAAAUGUUGGCUGAGUGCCUUUGGAGUGGCUGUGUUUUGCCUGAUCCCUACACAACCUGUUAGGAUUUUUGACCACUAAUUAUUCCUGAUUUAGCUAAACCAAACAUUGAUCAGAUUGGUGGCUUUCGGUCUGUCUUUCUGAUGUUAGAAUGUAGCAGCAAGCAAUGCUUGUACAGUGCAGAGAAUAUAAUUUGUGAGCCUUGAUAAAACUGCUCAGCCAUUACACUGCAGAUCUAUAAAUAUCCCCAGAGGAAUGUCAUUUAUCGUACUUGUAUGAUACCUUGCCCUGUGUCUUCACAUAGUAGGCAGAUCGCUUGCAUAGUGUAAAUGUUUUAUGUGCCAUAAAACCAAGGCUAACAACACCAAUUGCUAGCACCGCCAGGCCAUGCCAGCAGUGAACAUUCUCUAUGUUGAGCUAUCAUGAGCUGUAAAAAAACCCUAUCCCCCUCACUAUUGCUAAUAUCCACUCCCAUUUUUCCCAGCCAGCCACUUGCAGCUACCCGUCACAUAGAAUCUCUAAGCUCUUGCAAGUUGGAUUCUCUCCCGGCAUUAAAAAGGGUUCCAUUUGGUGUGGAUUCAUUUCUGAACGGUUGACUUGACGUGAAUAUAGGCCAGCAAAUAUUUCGGCAGUAAACACGGUCUAUAAUCAGUAGUUCUCUACGCUGGUCUGUGCUGAAUUUGAUGUGUUUUUUUUUUAAAUCCUCUCAGUGCACACUACCAGUUCUAAAGUAAAUGGCUACGUAAGUGUUGAAUUAUCAAUUAAACAUUGCCAACACAGCCCAUUACCAUUUUACUGUAGGAAUAUGAAAAUCGUGAAUGAAUGCCCCACAUUCAUGUGAACUGAAAAUAGAUGAGUUUAGACUUCUGGAAGGACUGUGGUUAGUGGAAAGGCUGGUAGGACAGUUUAGGACAUUUCAUAGUAAUAAUAAAGUUUGCCAUUUUUGUGCAGUUUUGUCUAAUAGUGUAUACCACACGAGUAGAUUGCGUGCCCUUAUAUGUGCAUUUAUUCCCUAACAGUGCGAGGUAACUAGGAAGGGCUCAGUGCUCAGCAUGUAAUUCAAGUGUAAAAUGCAUGUAGUCUUAUCAGUUAAUGGCAGCUGGGAGGGGCCCCUGGUCCCACGUCUGCCCUGUACUGUCACUUGUUACACUAAAGUGUGUUUUAUGACUGUGGAAUGGAAUGUAGACCUUAUCUGUGUUUGGAAGGUUGCAGAGCGGGCCACAAACACCUUUUUUAAUUAUUAUUUUUACUUUAUUCAUGUCUCCUGCCAUUAUAAUAUCCCAUACCUGAGCCCUGUUGUACAAUAUUAUGAUGGGAUUAUGUGGUUAUUGAUCUUUGAAAUGAUAGUCAUUUUUAAGAGUCUUUAGAUUGUAGGACAGUUGCUUAUCCACACACUACCUUCCUUUAUUGUAAAUGGCUGUUUCUGUUGUUCUGUAUUUUCUUUUGUCAGACAUUCAUCAGAUUUUUGCUGCCCUGUUUUUAGCAAUAUAUAAAUAUCCAGUAACAGAUUUAGGUUCUCAGUUUGACUGUGCCAAGAUCCAUAAAUUAGUUUUUAAUGUCUUGUGCAUUAUAGAUUGAUCUGUCACUUUAUCUCAUUUUGCUAGAUAAAGCAAGCAAGGCGUUAUCUGGCUGCACUGUGAUAGACCUUGGGAUGCUUGGUUUUGUAGAGGUAAUGCUUAGUAACAUAUCUGACACAAAUUAAGUUGUUUGGUUUGGAGAACGUAUUACAUGAUAGACUGCCAUGGGUUAGUGCUCAUUGGCAGAUAAUACACAUUUAUUGUAAUACGGAAUAGACUUUGAAUAUACCAUGUGAUACACAGUCUGUCCUAUCAUGAACUGUUUCUUUGCUUCUAUUUUAUCAUACAAAAAGGAAAAAACGAAGACUGAUUUUCAACUAAGAUUAUUUCUAAAUCUCUAUAUAGUGUAUUUCUGAGAAGAGCUGUAAUGGAGCCGAACAUCCCCAUUUUCAGACGUAGACUAUGAUGGAAUGUGACUGCUGUGAUAAUUUGGUCCUGUGGCUUUUUAUUUUUUUAUCCAAAAAGUGGGAAAGAAUAAAGACUGAGCAUUCACCUGAACAGUCUUACCAUGUAGCCCUCUUUAAUUUAAUUGGUGGUGGCAAGUCAAAGAUGUAGUAGAACAUAGUCCAGUUUUUAUAGAUUUUACAGUUAUAAUAGUCUCAGAUCUGCUAGCUCGUUGUACACCACAAACCCCUCAUCACUCUCAGCAAAUCACUGAUAUAUCCAUGUUGUAUGGAAUGGACAAACCGGAAAGUCUCCAGGCGCUCAUGGCGUUCAAACCAUAUGCAGAUUUAUUGGGUCAAAAAAGUUGCAACAUGUCAACCUACUUGGAGGUCUUUGACAAACUCAUGGACAUUGAUAUUGCAUACAUGUACAUUCUACACUAUUGAUGUGACUGGAGAGGGCAGACCAAGGGAAGGAAGAUGCCAGGUUUCGUCAAACUGGUCCCAUGUGGAUUGACAAAAAAACUAUAGGAUGGCACCCAGAGAUUUCUCACAUCAUAGCCAUACAUAGAGCUUUUGUGGUCGUGGCUUAGUGUCUUGCUUUAACACCUGGGUCAGGCCCAAAAUUGCUCACAUUUCUCAGCUAUUUUCAGUGAGUCCCUUUGCUUGUAAGUGCAGCUGCUUACCAACUGUUGUUUGCUAUAGCAUCUCUGCCUUCUUCGUGGUAAUGGAGGCUUCACUAGCACUAAGUGUACUCUAAAGACCUAUGCAGAUUUAGUGUAUGUUAUAACUGAAAAUAAUAUCUCUCUCAUCUAAUUUUACUAUUGAAUUAUGGAUCCCCAAAUUGAUUUCGCAUACACCGUUUGGGUCCUUGAUUAUCAAUGCAAGGAAUAAGCUUGUGGAAACAACCUAAUUGGCAUUUCAGGGGAUGCCCAGUGACGGUCUUUCCUCGCAGAACCGUUUGCAGCACAUUAGUGACUCUCUUACAUUUUAUUUAAUAUUUGUUAAUUGUGUAACUUGUGAUGAGAAAGUUCAUUAAAAUUGCACCUUUUGCAUUAUUAAUAAUACACAGCUUGUAUCCUAUGUUGAGUUUCCAAACCCCAUUUGUAGUGCUGGAUGGAGACUCUGGGGAAACCAGGAAACUGGUUCAAGGUCACAGGAAGUCAAAUGUGAUAUUGUCUCAAAUGCUUGGAAUUCUUUCUCUCUUUUGCCCGCCUCCCCCUUCCAUCAGACUGCAGUGGAAGUCUUGCUGGAUCAGGUCAGCUGAUACUGCAUCUUCCACAUUUGCUAUUCUCAAACUGUUUAGGUAAUAAAACGGACUUUUGCAUUUUGCGAAGCCAGUAUUGAUGGGAUGAUGACCCUAUAGGUAACACCUACUCCAUUCUUGCCAUGUAACGCAGAGCUGGAGCUGUAAUUGCGUUGUCUGUCUGCAGUGUGUUGUACUGCGAUGCAUUGCAGGACCUGUGUAUAUACGGGAGGGGGACUUAGGUUGAUGCUGGGCGUAGCUACUGGUCUGCAACGUAGAUAUUAAAGAUUCUGACUGCAGAAGCCUGCAGUGGUAUCAAGGCUCUUGCCUGCCAAGCGGCGGUUUGGCAGCCUAUGUGCACUUUGACGUCGGCUGGUCUGCUGCAGGAUGGAUAAGUCCAUUAGUGCUGCCCCAUAGCACUUCAGAACAAUAAAAUUCUCUGCUGACGAACACAGUCUUUUAUCCCGUUAAUACCCUCAGGAAGGCUGGCCUUGCCAAAGCUCCAUAUAAACGCAGAUCAUUCGGGUUCCUGAAGCUUCUAUUAUAAGAGCUAUUUCUAUAAUUAGAAUUGUAUAAUGCUGUGUAGUAUGAUUUCAGAAAGCUGUGUCAGCGUUUACCAUUUUUAAUAAACACUACCCAUACUCGGUUAUUCAGAAUACCAAUAACUAUAAGUGAGGAGGCCAUGAAGGUGAGACACAAGUAAAGCCUUACAAUCCAAAUCCUUAAUUUAGGCUGCAAAACUUGCCUUCUUGCGCAUGUUUUAUUCCCACAGGUUUCUAGGUGCUCUCUAUUAUUGGCCUUUAAAAGUUUUAACACUGGAAACAAAAAGUUAUGUAUUAUGUAUAUCUGGAUUAGGAGUCCCUGCUGUCUGGAAUGCGUCAACUUCUAUUGCAGGGGUGCAGAAAAGGUAGAUCCCCAGAUGUUUAGAACUACAGCUGCCAUCAUGCUUUGUAGAACUACAUAUCCCAUCAUACUUUACAUGCCUUAAGAAUGACAACGCAUGGUGGGAGUUGUGGUUUUAAAACAUCUGUGGAUCUACCUUUUCGACACCCCUGUCCUUUUGGAAUUUGACAAAUUAUGAACACCUUUCAGAAUUCUAUUUACCAGUGGCUUGUAUAUACCCUACAGCUAAAAAUCAGUUUUGCAGAAUAAAAAAAAAAAAAAAAGUUUCAAUGUAUCAAAGGAAACUUUUUGCAAUGAAAGCAUCUGAAAUCAGUUUAUAUGCAAGGCUGCGCUCCUGCAUGGGUGUUGUCAUAUGUGGAUGUUAAUCCUAGUAGUUGUACUCCAAGAAGUAGUUUUAUACUUGACUACUUCUACCUUUGCGAGAGCUGCAGACAUGAGGAGACUUCUCCCUUAGAAGGCAUGCAAAGUGUCUUGAGUUGGGACAUGCAUUAUUUUCUAUAUAGACCAGUGAUGCGUCUAACCUUGGCACUGCAGAGCUUCGAACUAGACUUUCGUCAGGCUUGCCAAGCUCAUUGGUAAAUGUAGUUCUCAAACAUCUGCGGGGCCAAGUUUAGCAGAAAUUGGAUUUGGCAGUAGUUUGGAAAAUGGAGACAAAGGGCCAAGUGAUCUUUUAUACAUAGAAAAUGCUUUGUACGACUUGAUAAAGAACACACUAUCAAAAACCCUUAAAGGCUGUGUUCAUGCAGCUUGGAAAUAACUGAUGGACACACACAGUAUUUAUUACUUGAUGAACCGUAGGAACAUGGCAAGAAGGGCACAAGAUGCUCCGUAAAAACAUCUCUUAGCUCAUGGAUAAUUCUUAACAAAUGUUCCAUCUCACUUGUGCCCUUCUAGAUCUUUCAUUGAACAUGAACGGUCAAUGAAAGAUCGGUCCCACCCAUAAAUUCAAUGAAAGGAAAUUCUCCAAUCCACAAGAGACGUAGCAACUCUGAAAUACCAUUUCAGCCUCUCCCAAGUCUAAUGCAAAAUCCAGACACGAGCAAAUAUCAGCCUGUGAAGAGGGGGGCUUACUUCAUGAUUGUCCCUGCUAGUGGGAUCAUUCAAAUACAAGUGACUGAAAACUUGAUUGACUGAGACAUCUUGAGUGGUAUUGCCAACUAUUGCUAGUCUCCUAUAUAUAGUGUGUGAUUUGGGAUUUUUACUUACUGCUCCAGAAGGCCUGCAUUUGCUAGGGAAUCAGCUGCUCCCUUAUUUAAUGUCUACUUAAAAAUAAAAAAUACAAAUCUUUCAGAAUACAGAUAUGGUUUCACCCUUCCCCCAAUUGAGAUCUCUCUUGCCUAACUGUGUCUUAAAGAAAGACAUCCCAUUGUAGUUAAUAAAGAAUUAUUUAAUAUGAGCCUCCUGCAGCGGCUUUAGGAUUCUUUUGAUCCUGUGGCUGCCCAGGGUUAGAAGAAUCUGCGUCUAUGGCCUAGGUUAGUACUUAACAGCUGCAUUGCUCACUGCCUCCACGUUUAGAUUUCUGGGGUCUGUUCUACAUCCUCACUCUGCAUUCCAUUGACAGAGACCGUUGCUGCUCUGCUCUCAUGAAGUUGAGGCAGACAAGGCCCAGUACUGAAGAUGUUUAGCUCAGCUGGGUGGGUCUUAGAAAACUGCAGCCAAGCGAGCAGAGCCCAUGGGACAGGAGAUUGUAGUAUCCCUGCAUGCGCUGCAUGUUAACUCCUUCAAUGCCUAGGCCAGGGGUAGGCAACCUUUGGCACUGCAGAUGUUGUGGACUACAUCCCCCAUAAUGCUGGCAAAGCAUCAUGGGAGGUGUAGUCCAAAACAUCUGGAGUGCCAAAGGUUGCCUAUGCCUGGCCUAGGCUGUGCAGCUUGCAUCAUACAGCUAUAAGUGCACGCUGCAUUCUAUAGUGCACCAUCUGACGAACAGGUUUUCUAGCUGUUGGAGAAGAUUUUUUGUGUGUUUUCCGUCUGUGGGAAAAGUCCAGAGUUGAAACAUAUGCAGGAUGUGCACUUUAACUGGUCAAGUCCUGUGCUGCAUCUUAGAGGGUAUUCCUCCCACCAAUAGAGGUUAUAUUCAUAGUCCAGUUACAUCUAUUUGAGCCAACAGUACUUUAUUUUAGUUCUUCCAAGCUGAAGAUCUUUUCUAAUCCUGAUCAUGCUAGAUGUUUUUUUUUUAAUGGUUUGUGUAGCUACUGUUGAUGUUUGUAACUUGCAGUAAUGCUGGAUGCGCAGCUAUCUCUGUGUUACAGACCUACAUGAUUGUUUAUCUUUACUGUCCUUUAGUAGAGUGUUCAGUAGGUUUGCAUAAAAUGCUAAUACAUCCAUACAUACAGCUCUACAAAGUCACGUUAUUGAUUUUAUUUAUAUUAUUUUGUAACGUUAUUGUAUUUCCUUUUUAGAGCUGUAGGCGAAUUAAAAAAAAAAAGUCUUUAAGGAACUCCACGUUGAAUUAAAAUUCCAAGAGAAGAUGUGAUACCUGGGUUAUUAUGCCUUGUCCUUUAGGAUAGUCCUGCAGAUACAUGUAGGAAUUAAAUAAACCAAAUUGGAGUGAUUUGGAAUCCAAGUGGCAAAAUUCAAGCAAAAAUAUCAGAGGUGAAGAAUUUUCAAAACCAGUUACUUGGCAUAAAUUUAGACAUUCGGGUUUCAAUUUGCUACAAGUUGCAAAUACCCCCAUGAUUUUAGAGCAUUAUGGUUCCUGGUUUUGUACUGGAAAUGUAACCCUUUAUAGUUGAUGAUAAGGCAGGCUCCAUUAACGUAUGUGCUGCCUUUGAGCCUUGUAGUGAAACCCAGGGAACUUGAUGACUUGUGCCAUUCCGCUGUCUCUGGGAAAUGCAAAUCCCAUGAUGCUCAGCGAUCGAGCCCUCUGUGGCUGAGAUGGGAUUACAUAUGAACCAUUUCAUUGUCUACUUUCCAUAGUAACUAUUUGGAUCCAGUUGAGGAAGAGAACUUUUGUGACUGUGUGCAGAUUGUAGGACAUGAAAGAUUGAUGUUCGGGUAUCAAGUUUUUUGCCUGUGAAAUUUGGCCAGUGCUCUGCAUGAUUCCCAUUUUUUGGCAGGCUGAUCCUCUCCAUGCGAUUACUGCAGUGAAAUUCACACUGGCCCACGGCCAGAUCAUUCAGCCAGGAAAUCCAGAAUGAGAAACCUGCAGGACUAUCAGCCCUUCCUCCAUACAAUAACAAUUUCCCCGGCAGAAUGCAGGCAAUCAGCUGCUUGUUUUAGGUGUGGCAGGAUAGAAGCCGAAUGAACGGGCCAUUUUUUUUGUCUUUUUCUACAAUGUUUGCUUUGCUUUUUAAGGCUGGCCUUGUAGUUGACAUCCCUUUUACUGUAUUUAUUAACUGCAAAAAAUGUAAUGUAAGUUUUGUUUUUGUUUUUCUUCAUUUUUUUUUUUCCCUUGAAAAAAAAGUCUUCAUGUUAACCUUGAAUUAAACCUGAAACUAAACGCCUGAGGUUACCAGGUUUACUUAUGGUACAAAGCCAGAUCAUAUUGAUAUCUUGUACAACUAGGAUUGCUGUCAGAUGUAGAGAUAAAAGUUAUUGUCCAAAUAUGUUUCUCUCUUUGUAAAUCCAUCCUUUGUCCCAGGCAAAAAUAACUCCUACUGAACUGUAUAUUAUUGUGACUGUCCAAGGGUAGAACGGAAAAUAAUCAGCAUAGCUGUUAUGCUUCUUUUGUUUUGUGAAACAAAUUCUGUGCAGAGGGUGCUUUUACAAUAACUGUAACUUUUGUCUUUUUCAAAACCGCAAAGCCUUGGAAGGGCUUGUAAACCUCACAAUAUUUUGUGGUGUAUUUGGCAGCAGAUUUGUUUUUAUAUUAGUGGAUCUCUGCACUGCCAUUGCCUUGUGUAAUUACAUUUUGAUGGCUCCAGUGGAAUACACGAGUGAUUCACCUCAAUGUUCAGGAUUAAGGUGUCCAGUCUGCAGUCAGGGAAAUGGGACAAGCGAGGGUCAGGGCUGCACUUCACUCCUAGCGGUGUUUACUGUGCCUGUUUUAUUGGGUCACUUGGUGUUUAACUAGUGUUUUAUACAGCUGACGACCCUGAAAUAGCGUAGUUUCAGGAUUUUCCUUUAAUACACUUGCUAGUAACUAAAAACAGGAAUGUGUUAUAUAUAUCAGUGAUUCGGACUGCCUGUGUGGGAGUCUGGCAUGCACAGAUGUAUUUGUACAGUUCCUUUUAGUGUGUUACUUAAAAAAUUAAUAAAUCUUAAAUUCAGAAAAAACAAGCACCUCACUGUUUACGUGCCCGAUUGAGCAAUAGGUAUCUGUUUAGCUUCCUAAUAUACUAAUCAUGGGUCAGAGAGCGAGAAGUUCAGCCCUUUCAAUUUGGAAACUGGAAGACCACAUUGCUUAAGAGGUUAAACUGGGUGCAGGCUAUUUGCGUAAAAUUAAACCACCGGUGUAAUGCUAUGUAAUCUUCUAACUCUGCUACUAAAGAUGUAUCCGAACCAGAUAAGUCUUCAUGGCUGGAUAACUUGCUUUUAUAACAAUGGUUUAUAUCCUAUAGACUGUAAGCUCGUUUGAGCUGGGUCCUCUUCAACCUAUCCUUCCUGUAAGGUUUCUUGUGAUUGUCCUAUUUAUAGUUAAAUCUCCCCCCCCCCUUCUUAUAAUAUUGUAAAAGCUACAGAAUGUGUUGGCAAUAAUAUGGAAUGACAGAGUGAGACCAUUCCGAUAGCUGCGUAAAUGUGAAAAAGCCAAUGAGCUAUAGUAACUCAUUCAUCCAUUUCUAUUUACAACUGUAUUUUCAUUGGAUGGGAACACUCUGAGCGGAUUGGAAAUUAAAUGGAAGAUCCCUAGAGAGAAUUCAAGAAAAUUUUAGACACACAUGACCUUCACAAUGUGCCUUACUAAUACUUUUGCCAGGUUGUGCCACGAUACUAUUACCCAGCGUAAUAUUGGUUCUUUUGUAAUUGGUUUCAGAAAAUGGAUUCAAGUGGAGUCAAAGUUUUGGAGACCGCAGAGGAUAUCCAGGAGCGACGUCAACAAGUCCUGGACCGUUACUUGCGCUUCAAGGAGCUCUCUACCCUGCGUCGCCAGAAGUUGGAGGAUUCCUACCGCUUCCAGUUCUUUCAGCGAGAUGCCGAUGAGCUUGAGAAAUGGAUCCAGGAGAAGCUACAGAUUGCAUCUGAUGAGAACUAUAAAGACCCCACCAACCUGCAGGUGAGAAAACAUUGGGAUCUAAAAAAAAAAAUGCAUCUCAACUUGGAUCAGGUCUGCCCUCCCACCAUAAUUCAUAUUUAUUAAAGGAACAAUCCAGGUAAUAUAACCACUACAUUACAAUGCAGUAGUUAUGGUGCCAGGUGUGCCCUCCCAUGUAUGUAGUCAGUUUGCUAAUGGCUUGACUUCUUACCUGGUGUCUGCUGGCGUGCCAGUUGCGGCUUCCAUAGAGAGAUUGAAGAUCCCGCUAGAAGCUUCCAAUGGAACACCUGACCAAAACCCUGCUUUGCAGGACCAGCUCAUUGGAUGAGCCGCCAGUAGUGAGCACAUCUGGUACGACGUUCAGUGCCCCAUUAAAUUGUUUGACUACUUACAUUGUGCGCAUACCAGUAUACUCCUAGCACCAUAACCAUUACAGUGUGCCAUAGGGGCUACUUGGAUUGUUCCUAUAAAAUAAACGUGUUGGUUAAAAAAAAAAGAAAAAUAUUUCUCAAAAUCAAAAUUUCCAGGAAACAAUUUAAAGAUUAACUGCUCUAUAUUUUAUUAUAUAUAGGCAGAGAAUAAUAUCAAAAUACAUGUUUAAAAUGAUGUGUUCUAAUUAAACCCCCACACACCCAUCCCACCUUAGGGUUGGGACAGUAAAUAUAUUUAGAGAUAUGUAAAGACAUGAAAGCUAAAUUCAUAACCGAUCUAAAUGUCCUAAAUAUCUAAAUGUUAUUUUGGAAUUGUCUGUCUGCAGGGAAAGCUACAGAAACACCAGGCGUUUGAGGCAGAAGUACAAGCCAAUGCAGGAGCCAUUGUAAAAUUGGAUGAGACCGGAAACCUGAUGAUUUCCGAGGGUCACUUUUCCUCUGAGACGAUAAGGGUAAGCGAAAUGAACGACUAAAGUAAAGCGCAUUCUCUGAAGUGGACAUGUAACUCUGUUUAAUAGACUUGUAUUUCACUGGUUGGCACUGAUUGGGCAAUACAGUGUCUUGGAUUGUUAUUCGCUUCCUAUAGCAUGCCACCUAUCGGACCACCAGUCAGUUUUUACCUAUAUGUUAGAACUGUGUAUUUAUACAUGUGUCUGUGGUUCAGUCCUUCACGCCAUACCGGACCGCUCAGCGCCCAAAAGUAACAUCCUUUCAAGUGGGCAAUCAUAUCCGAGUAGGUGAUUGUGUCGGGUUGUGCAGUGAUGAUUUCUCUGUCUGAUUUUCUAUUCUGUUUAUAGAAGACACGGCCAUUCAUUUAACGAAUGGUCUGCUAACUGCCCAGUUUGGACUACACUUUUCAUAACUAUGGGAAAUGUAGUGUUACAGUUGGGUGGAGACUGCUGGCCUAAGACUUUCUUGCAUGUGAGUGGUUAACUCUGGUAUGGUUUCUGGUUCUGUUUUGAAUUUUUUCUAUUUUCCGCACUAUUACUGCAAUUGCUGAAUUGAUAUUUUGACCAUUUUGUUGCUUCUGCUGUGCUUGUCUGAGUUGCAUUUAAAAAACAACCUGUUUUAAUGCAGCCAGACUCCUGAUUCAGUAUAUCCAGUAACUUCUAUUGUUCACAAAUUAUUUUUAAAAACAUUUUUGUGCACACUGUUCAUUAUGAGAUUUGAUAGUUCUUGUGGAUUCGUGCUGUGUUUUGCAAUGUUUCAUACUCUGAAUUUAGAGCAGGUUUAUUCCAGUGCUACUGCAUGUUGUAGGUAAUUAAUUUCUUCUCUGACCUAAGACCCGCUUAGUUGAGUUGCAUCGCCUCUGGGAACUUCUGCUGUUGAAAAUGCGUGAGAAGGGGAUCAAAUUACAACAAGCCCAGAAGCUGGUGCAGUACCUCCGGGAAUGUGAAGAUGUUAUGGACUGGAUCAAUGACAAGGUAUGUUGGGAUUUACAGCUUCAAUACAGAGAAGAAUUCCUAGGCUAAUCCACUCAGUGUUGGUUGGGUCACUCAUCUUGUUGUGUGAUCACAAUCUAGCUUGUCACUGUGGAUGUCACAUGCUUCAAGUUUGGCCCUGUCUUCCAAUAUUGCAAGAAGGCAAAAAAAAAAACAACUAAAAACUAAUUGAGACAUCAAAUAAGUUAAUUUACACUUCAAUAUCUUUUUGUACACAUUUAGCUCUUAACAGCAAAGACCACGGAUUUACAUUUUUGUACCGUGGGAAAAUAAAUCCUUUUGCGUUUUCUGUGGACUGACCUUAAAUACUGCAUGUAAUGUGUUAGUUGACUUAUAUGCAUUAAACGUCUCUUGUCAUCUCAAUCAGGAGGCAAUUGUGACAUCUGAAGAGCUGGGACAGGAUCUGGAGCAUGUGGAAGUUCUACAGAAGAAAUUUGAGGAGUUUCAGACCGACUUGGCAGCCCAUGAAGAAAGGGUGAACGAGGUCAACCAAUUUGCCAGCAAGCUUACCCAGGUAAAAAAGCACUCCUUUAGAGGUCUGCAGUAUACCUUAAAUGUUAAUCCUGCCAUAUUGCUGAGACAUAACUGUUCUAUGUCCCAUUAAAGGAAGAACAUCCUGAAUUGGAGUUAAUAAAGACCAAACAAGACGAAGUAAAUACAGCCUGGCAGCGUCUUAAGGGACUGGCUCUUCAGAGACAGGGCAAGCUUUUUGGAGCUGCUGAGGUUCAGAGAUUUAACAGGUAUCAUGCCCAUAUCUGAUUUGCUUCCUGUACUUCAUAGUAGCAUGUAAUGCCUUGUAACAUUGUUGUACUGCUAAUGAGAAAAUUGUUACUUUACAGCAGUUGUGUAUUUGUUAUAAUUUGUUUUGUUUUUUUAUUGAGUAAUUUACAAGCUAGAUUUCCGUUUUCUGAUUAAUGGAAUUGAAGUUCUUAACCACAUAUCCCUUUAAACUACUACUCAGCAUAUCCAGGGAAAGAAUGGGAUGACUAGCAUUGGUUCCUGUAUGUUGAAGAGUGAUUAGGCAAUUAGCGUGCAUGUAGGCUGUAGAAACUACUAAUAUUUAACUUGUUUCUUUAUGUUUUGUUUUUAGAGAUGUAGAUGAAACCAUUGGAUGGAUUAGAGAGAAGGAGCAGCUGAUGGCUUCUGAUGAUUUUGGAAGAGAUUUGGCAAGUGUACAAGCCCUCCUUCGAAAACAUGAGGGUCUGGAACGUGAUCUGGCUGCACUGGAAGAGAAGGUAGCAAAUUGUUUUUUGUUGGUGCCAAGAGGAAACGUGCUCCAGUUGUGAUGUGUUGAAACUUUGAUCUUUUUUUUUUUUUUUCGUUUUUGUGUACAGGUGAAGGCGUUGUGCACAGAGUCUGACCGUCUACAGCAGUCACACCCCCUAAAUGCUGUCCAGAUUCAGGCUAAAGGAGAGGAGCUGAUUGCCAACUGGGAUCAGAUCCGCACCAUAGCAGCAGAACGUCACACACGCCUCAACGACUCCUACAAGUAAGGACUUCCUAACUAAAUCUUAUGUAUGGGGAGAAAAACUGUCUCAACAGUUGCAUUAAUAAACUGUGGCCAUGUGCACUGUCGAGUAUCGUCCGGCUUUGCCUUAAACGCCAUUGCCAUUGUACGGGUAAUCUGGUUAAUACAUUUUAUAGAGGUUACUGUAUACAGAGCAGUUCUGGGACAAGAGUUCCAAUAGUGCGAUCAGAAGGAACAUUCCAUUGAUGUUCACCGAUCGCUUAACAAAUGGGAUUUGCUUAAUCUCAGUAAAGUCUUUAAUUGUGUAAUAUAAAAAAAAAAAAACUGUAUAUAUUUAUUAAAUGAAAGCUAAAACAAAUUAAAAAAAAAAAAAGUGUGUGAGGACUAAAUGAAAUACAAAAAUAAAAGAUCCAGUUAUUGCAUAGGAAUUGUAAGAUUUCUAGAAGGAAUACAUUUCCUGCUAUUUUACAUUCCUUGAUUACAAAUUUACUUUCACCGCUGUCCUAUCCUGGCAUUACACCGGCUUUCCCUUUUUAUUGACUUUUAGGCACUAUGCAUGCAUGCUCUGAGAGUUUACAGCUUAGUUGUAAAUAGAACGUUAUUUAUGCAACUCUUCCUCGGUGUGUGGAAUCUUUGUCCUUCGACCAUUAAGUUUUGGCUGCCGGUCCUCAUACUUGACAUGUGCUCCUCUUAGGUUACAGAGAUUCUUGGCAGACUUCAGAGACUUGACCAGCUGGGUGACAGAAAUGAAAGCGCUCAUAAAUGCCGACGAGCUUGCCAAUGAUGUGGCUGGUGCAGAGGCUUUGCUGGACAGACACCAGGAGCACAAGGUAAAAACAAACCCCAACCAUUAGUGUGAAAGCUUAACUGGGGUGAAUCUGGGGUUGCUUUUGUUAAAGGACAUGUGGCUGAUCCUUGGUUGACCAAAUAGCAAAAGUUUUGUAGAACAUUUAAUUUGUACCACCCUGAAACACCAGAAAGAAGUGCCAUUAAGAACGCUUAAAUAUGGCCCUUGAUAUUGUCUAUAGAGCAUUUUGUGAAAUGUGUUUUUAUGUUGUACUCCAGGGUGUCAAAUGCUCAAGUCUAUUGUUUUUUGUUGUUGUUUUUUAAAAAUAAUCUUCAGCACCAAGAGAAUUCUCUACGCUUGUUAGGCUAACUUCCUCUGACACAUCUGUUUUUUUGGUCAACUUUGUAGGGGGAGAUUGAUGCUCACGAAGAUAGUUUCAAAUCUGCCGAUGAGGCAGGCAAUGCUUUGCUGAAUGCUGGACACUACGCAUCUGACGAAGUCCGGGAGAAGGUACGUAACAUCAGUGCUCUGGGAAUCUACUGUAUUUUGUGUUUGGGGAAACUCCCUAGUAAAGAAUUUCUUGUUCCGAUAUUCCUUCUUUGGCCAUAUUUGCCCUUCAUGGUUGCCUUGUACUUUUGUUUAAUGUAACCUAUAUUUCUCUUAGCUCACCAUCCUCUCUGAAGAGAGAACUGCCCUUCUAGAACUGUGGGAGCUGCGGAGGCAGCAGUAUGAGCAGUGCAUGGACCUGCAACUUUUCUACAGAGACACCGAGCAGGUGGACAACUGGAUGAGCAAACAAGAGGUGAGAGGUGGAAAUUGGAUGCGUGAUGUAGGUUGGGUUUUCAGUGGUUGGAAGUUUACAAAAUACCUGACUGACCUCUUUGUACUUCAGGCCUUCCUGCUGAAUGAAGAUUUGGGAGAUUCUUUGGACAGCGUGGAAGCUCUUCUGAAGAAACAUGAAGACUUUGAAAAAUCUCUUAGCGCCCAGGAAGAAAAGAUCACAGUAAGACAAUGCGACCAUUACAAACUCACUCAUGUUGCUUUCUCUGUCUCUGUGAGAUUUGUUAUAAGUCCAGUAUUUAAUCAUUUGAUAUUCUUGUAGGCCCUGGAUGAGUUUGCUACAAAGCUGAUUCAGAACAAUCACUAUGCCAUGGAAGAUGUGGCCACUCGCAGAGAUGCAGUAAGUGUCUCUCUGUGCUUCUCUUCUGAUCUGUGUGUAUAUUUGUCUAUAACAUCCAGGGAUGAAACCUGGCUCUUAAAAUCUACAAUUUGUUUUGUUAUGUUUAUUGGCAGAUUAAGGAGCUAAUCGCUUUUUAUUCUGAUUUACCUUUCAGCUGUUGAGCCGUCGUAAUGCUCUGCAUGAGCGCGCUCUGUAUCGCCGCACCCAAUUGGCAGACUCUUUUCACCUGCAGCAAUUUUUCAGAGAUUCAGAUGAGCUGAAGAGCUGGAUUAAUGAGAAAAUGAAGACCGCUACAGAUGAGGCAUACAAGGUGAACAAUCCUCUGAGCAGUUAAAUCCAGAUGGCUUGAAUUAGUAUCGUCCUCUUGUCAUUAUCAUAAACGUGCUAUUAUCAAUAUGCUUGAAAUGGAUGUAUCACAUGAAAUUGUCAUUCUAUUCCUACGUGUAAGCAGAUUGGCUUCCACAAUUCUGUCCAGCAGAGAGCAGAAAAUAAUUUAACUGCUUCCUGGUUUCUUACUAUGCUUAAAGUACAGAUUAAAGGGACUCUCCAGUGCCGGGAAAACAUAUCCAUUUUUCUUGCACUGCAGAACCCUGCAGUGCCCCUCUCCCUCCCACCCCCCAUCCCAUGUUCCUGAAGGGGUUAAAACCCCUUUAGUGACUUACCUGAAUCAAACGCUGAUGUACCUUGGCUCUGUCAGGCUCCGCCCAUACUUCUCCUGACGUUGGAGGGGGGGAGACCUAAUGCACAUGCGCGGCAAUGGACAUGUGCGCGCAUUAGAUUUCCCAUAAGAAAGCAUUAUUCAAUGCAUUCCUAUGGGGAUUUUGGCGAUGCUGGAGGUCCUCAUGCUUAGCGUAAGGACGUCCAGCAUCUUUUAAAAUUGUUCACGUUCUGAGAACAAGGUAAUUAUUGCAGUUUUUAUAAAUUACACUUGCAAGGUUUAGGGUGGUGGGAGUUGGCACCCAGACCACUCCAAUGGGCAGAAGUGGUCUGGAUGCCUGGAGUGUCCCUUUAAAUCGCAAUAUAUUUAGCUUUAAUGAAAACAAGAAGGUAUUAGCAAUUCUUUAGUUACUAUAGAAUGAAGAAAACACAUCGGACAGAAACCCUUUAAAUCCUUGCUAUAAUUCCAGAAGCUCUUUUACAUGUUAUUGUAGGCAAACUUAAAUGUCUUGUUAGCCUAAUCUGGAUAUAAAAUUAAUCUACACAAGUUUGCAGUAAUUUAAUCCACUCCCCUAACAUAAAUAUACGAAAUUGUUAAUUUUAUAUUUUCGGGGUGGGGGGGGGGGGUUCUGGUAAUUAAAGGAACACUCCAGCUUCCUUUAUGCUUCUGGACGCAUUCAAAAGUGAGCACUUUUAUAAGUUAGGUAGGAACACCUCCCUAGUGCCCUCAAACUAGCUUAUUGAGAAGCGGCAAUAGUAUGCACAUGCUUGAUGUCUCAGCACAGAGACUUCUCAAUGAGUUAAGUAUAAAAGUGGAGUAGUCGCCAUGGAAACCUGUAGAAUUCUCCUGAUCAUUGCUCCAUUUGAAGUUGUACUGCAGAAUAGUGUUUUUUGCCCUCUUGUCUCUGAUAAAUUGCUGCUGGUAUUUUCAAGUUAAUAUGAAAUUGUUCAGUUUAUGAUGCUUAACUGGUAUUAUUUUUUUUUAAUUCUCCUCAAGGAUCCCUCAAAUCUUCAGGGUAAGGUACAGAAGCACCAGGCAUUUGAGGCAGAACUGUCAGCCAACCAAAGCCGCAUUGAUGCACUGGAGAAUUCUGGGCAGAAACUAAUUGAUGUUAACCAUUACGCAUCUGAUGAAGUGGCUGCUCGUAUGAAUGAGGUGAUCACCCUAUGGAAGAGGCUGCUGGAGGCCACAGAACUGAAGGGUGAGCAGAACGCUGGGCUUUUCUAAACACUUCCUUUAAGAAACCAAAAUAGUAUACGUUUUGAGAAAAUGUAUUCAUUGGUACUGUAAUCCAUCUACGUUCUUUGUGCAAAAACAUCCUGAAACUUUGCACUCCAGUGGGACUGGUGUAGCCAGUCCUGCACAGACUCUGAUCUAAUAAACUGGAGCAUGUGAAGGUUCAUUAUGUUUAAUGACUCUCCUGUUGAUAUUUAGGUAUUAAACUGCGUGAAGCAAACCAGCAGCAGCAGUUUAACCGCAAUGUGGAGGAUAUUGAGCUGUGGCUUUAUGAAGUUGAGGGCCACCUGGCUUCAGAUGACUAUGGAAAAGAUCUAACCAACGUGCAGAACCUUCAGAAGAAACACGCUUUACUGGAAGCCGACAUUGCAGCUCACCAGGUACUAGCCUCAUUCUUUUUAUUAUAUAUAUAUAUAUAACACCAUAUAAGAACCUCCUUUAGUUAUAGCAGUGUUUUAAAAGUAACAUUUUCUCAGAUGCUUAGUAUAGUGAAAUCUCCAUUUCUGUUAUCUUUUGGCAGGACCGUAUUGAUGGUAUUACUAUCCAGGCCAGACAGUUCCAAGAUGCUGGCCACUUUGAUGCUGAUAACAUCAAGAAGAAACAGGAGGCCCUUGUUGGCAGAUAUGAAGCUCUGAAGGAACCCAUGGUUGCCCGGAAGCAGAAGUUGUCUGAUUCUCUGCGUCUCCAGCAGCUUUUCAGAGACAUCGAAGAUGAGGAGACAUGGAUACGAGAGAAGGAACCUAUUGCUGCCUCUACCAACAGAGGUAGGCUUAAUAAGGGCCAAGAUGCCAAGAUAUCUGUGGUUCAUUGAAUGAUGACAGGACAGGGAUAUCUUUAAAAGAUCCAUUAUCAAACUUAAUAAUUUGAUCAAAUGUUGUCCAAUAUGUACUCCUGACCUCAUGAUUGAGUUUUCCUUCCUUUAUGAUGAAAUGGAGAUUUUCAUAACUUUGAAUGGUUUGUGUUCCAGGCAAGGAUUUGAUUGGCGUGCAGAACCUCCUAAAGAAACACCAGGCCCUUCAGGCUGAAAUAGCUGGACAUGAGCCACGGAUCAAAGCAGUAACGCAGAAGGGGAACUCUAUGGUCAGCGAAGGUAAGAUGGGGUAAAAAAAAAAUUGGAUUUUCAGGUUUCUUCAGGGAAAUUAUCAGCCUGAACAAAGUUCUUAAGGGGCAGGGAAAAGUUAAUGAAUAUGGCUCAAAGGGUGGACUGAAACCAGUUAAGAGAAAUUUUGCCUAAGAUCUGUCUGCAGAUAAUCUCCAGUACCUGCCCUGUGCAAACGUGGCAUUACAUGUAAAAAAAAAAAGUUGUCUCAAAUUCUGCCAAACAAAUCUGGAGGGUGUCUGAGGAUCACCCUCUAUUGAGCACUGGAUCAUCAUAUUUACCCCUUAAGGACACAUGACAUGUGACAUGUCACGAUUCCCUUUUAUUCCAGAAGUUUGGUCCUUAAGGGGUUAAACCAGGCCUGUCCAACCUGUGGCCCCCCCAGAUGAUGCCGAACUACAACUCCCAUGAUUCUUUCAAUGAAACAGCCAGGGAAUCAUGGGAGUUGUAGUUCAGCAACAUCUGGGGGGCCGCAGGUUGGACAGCCCUGGGUUAAACUGUAUGUUUGCAGAUACCAUUUCACCUCCUGUUACGUGUGUAAACACAGAACGUGCAGGGGUUGUUAAAAAGUACAACUAUUGUGGAAGUAGCCAUUGGUUUCAUUGUUUGUACUAUACUACGUCUCGGAUCUUGAGACCCCAAAUAAAUUAAGUUAAUUUCAUAUUCCAAAAAACGUAUUUGGUAUUUUUUAUUUAUUUUCUAUUUUAUUAUGUACAAAGCAUGAUUUGCACAGAUAGCAGCACCUGUAGCUCAAAGAUUCAGGGUUUUUCUUGAUUGUGAGGAUUUGUGGUGAACUAAUGCUGACUUCUCUUAGCCACUCCAGUAAAUCUAUUGUCUUCUUCAGGUCACUUUGCUGCUGAGGAGGUUAAGGUGAAGCUAAAGGAGCUCAAUGAUAAAUGGCAGUCUCUGAGGAACAAGGCAUCCCAACGCCGUCAGGACCUUGAAGACUCCCUGCAAGCUCAGCAGUAUUUCGCAGAUGCCAAUGAGGCAGAAUCCUGGAUGAGGGAAAAAGAACCCAUUGUUGGGAGCACGGACUAUGGCAAAGAUGAAGACUCAGCAGAGGUACGACUCUUGUGCCUAUUGUUUGGUGAAGUCUAGGAGCACACAUGUGCCACAGCAUUCCUGACUGUUCAUUCUCUGCUUCUAGGCCCUCUUGAAGAAACAUGAAGCCCUUAUGUCUGAUCUUCAUGCGUAUGGUAGCAGCAUCCAGUCUCUACGAGAGCAGGCACAGUCCUGUAGGGUAGGUAGAAAUAUCAUAGGAACAGAUUUUUUUUUAAAGGCGGUGUAUAUACAAUCAUUUUAAUUUUUUGUUAAUCCUCUCGUUAGCAACAAGUUGCCCCAACUGAUGAUGAAACUGGGAAGGAGCUGGUACUAGCUUUGUAUGAUUACCAAGAAAAGAGCCCAAGAGAAGUGACCAUGAAGAAAGGGGACAUUCUGACCCUCCUGAACAGUACUAAUAAAGUAAGAAUGUGAUGUGACUGUCUACCCUAGGAAAGCAUCUCUAGUUGUUACUAGUAGUGACAGCGUGUUUGUUCUUCAGGAUUGGUGGAAGGUGGAAGUGAAUGAUCGCCAGGGCUUUGUGCCCGCUGCGUAUGUGAAGAAGCUGGACCCAGCACAAUCUGCUUCCCGUGAGAACCUUCUGGAGGAACAAGGAAGCAUUGCAUUGAGGCAGGAGCAGAUCGAUGGACAGUAAGAGCCCACCUCUUAUAAUAAGACCGUACACCUGUAAUUUACCUUUUAGGUCCUCCUAGAGAAGAAGAGGCAAUAGACAGUAGAACAGAGAUCCGGAGGAGCACCUUUUAUGCACAUGUUGUGCUUCCACUGAAAACCUCUGCACAUUUCUAUGUUUCUAACCUGAGCACACCUCCAAUUUCUUAAAUUCCUGCAUGAGGAAAAAUUUACAACUAUUAAAUCACAAACGCCUUCCUUCCUAAAUCAAGGAGUCUUUGUCACACUGAUAAUCUAACCUACCCUAUAUGAUCCAUGCCCUCUUAAAACUGCCUUACAUUAAUCAUUAUUGCAUAGAAAGAAUGUACGUAUCUUGUGUUAACAUUCUGUAAGUAUAUUCCAGACUGUGCAAGAUUAGUGCUAACCUGCCAUGACAUGUCUAGUUGUAUAGCACUCCAACCAUCCUCAUACUUACUAAUGUGUACCUGAUCCCUUCUUCUUGAUCAAUUGUUAGAUUUAUAUGUAUUUUUCUUGUCAUGGCUUCACGUUUUGUCACUUGGAAGAGAGCCGGUCAGUCUGUUUAAAUAAAUUUAAAAUAAAAAUGUUAACACAAUUUGUUACCCUUCUUUUUUUCUUCAAUUGCUUAAUGUAAAGCAGUUCUUUAGGAACUUAACAGUCUGCAUGUCCAAAUUAUUUUCCAAAUUAAAUAAAUCUGCAUGUCCAAAUUCUGACUGAUCCACAUUGCUGGGCAUGUCACCCCACGAGGGCCAAGGAGUCUGUCCCUAAGACCAUGCCUUACCCCCUUAGCACUUAAAGUGCAAUAUUUUAUUGUUGAUUUACCAUCUUAAAUAAAUUGAUUAAUCUCCAUCACUGCUCCCCUUCCUAAUACAGCCUGUGAGUGGAGCACCCUUUCCCCCUGUGUUAAUCACACUAAUUAUCUGCAUGCCUGUUUUUUGCUGUGCUCCCUCUUGUCUGCACAGGACUCUCCUAUCUAAGGAAGCUGGCAGUGUUUCUCUACGUAUGAAUCAGGUUGAAGAACUGUGAGUAGAUCGUUCGCUAUGAACCACCUCUUGUGUCUUGCAUUCCGAUUCUAGCUGUCCUUGGUGGAGAUGUGGGUGACGGAGAGGAGUAGGGUGUAAUUUACGGAUUAUGUUGGGAAAGUGGCCUUUUUUUAAAUAUUCAUUCUUAAACAAAAUGCUAGUUGUGGUGUGCUUCUUAUUUUAACACAAUAUGUUUUACUUAUGGUCUUCAUAUACUGUGAACAUUUCAGAUAUGCCUAGUGUGCCUGCAUAUCUCCUAAUUAGAUUGCCCUGAAAUUUGGUUUCCUGGUUUGGAACAUGGAAUACUAUUAAAAAUCCUGCUUUAAAUUUUUACUAAAUUUUUUUAAAGCAUGCUUCUAGAUGGCAUUUUUCUAAAACCUGUGAUGCUUUGUACAUAACUGAUCACUGUUUUGUUCCUGCACUUCUUAAAGAUAGCUGUAAUGUGCAGCAAUGUGCCAAUUGGCAGCACGCUGGUCUAAUCUUGAUGAACAUAUUUUACAUAAGUACAAACAAAUGUUUGUAGCUAUUUAUAUCCAUUUAGAUCAUGGCUAUUGAACCUCCAUUCUCUAGCUGCUUUUGAACCUCAUUUUCUAUACUCAACUUUAAAGUGACUGCUAUAUAGGAAUAGCGGUGUACCUCCUUUCUGCUGAACACCUUAGGAGUCACAAGUGUUUGCAUAUAACGUUUUUUCGUGCUUUGUCGAACGUUUCUUGGCUUCGUAAUGGUGUUCGUGUGGGUUCCAGCUUCAUGUGCCAGUUUAAUUUCUGGAAGGGGCAUUGUGGUCACUAAGUUUUGGGUUUGCCCUGAUUGCUUGUAGAUUGUUUCAUAUACAGUACGUUGAUGAGAUCUAGGUUAAAUGGGAUCUAUCUUGGUCUAUUUUUGUUUUUCUGUUGGACAUCUUCACACUGAAUCAAAUCCUGUUGCAGACCUACCCCAUCAUUGCAAGUGUAUCCCAUACAUCACACUUCAUAUUAUAUUUUACUACAAUCUUCUUUCCCUACUUCUCUUAAAACCGCUUUGAUAGCUCACAUAGUCUGGGUGUGCAAGACAUGUGACGUGGUGUAAAGUACCAGUCCUGGGGAGUCCCAUUGCCAGUGAGUGACAGUCUGCAGCUCCUCUCACAGAUACUGUUUCUGUGAUCAGAAACUGCCAAUACAUGUCAUCACUGUGUGAAUUGGCUUUGGACUGAAGGUAAAAUGAACCACAUAACCAUAUUACACUGUGAUAUUGCAAUAUUUGAGAGGCACCCCUAAACAUUCCAGCUGUAGAACACAAUUCCAGUAGUGUAAUUGUAUGUAAAGUGAUUCCUUAAUGGGGCAUAUCGACUUCAUAGGGCCAUCAAAAUGUGAUCAUUGUCAGAGGUAGAUUCCCUUUAACCUAGAACUCGUACUGUAAACAAAACAUUCCUCUUUGUGUUUUGGUUGCUGAGCUUCUUUCAAUUUCCACAGGUACCACAACAUUUUGGAAAUGGGAGAGAAACGCAAGGAUAUGCUAGAGAAAAGCUGCAAGAAGUUCAUGUUGUUCCGAGAGGCAAAUGAGCUGCAGCAAUGGAUCAAUGAAAAGGAAUCUGCCCUCACGAAUGAAGAAGUGGGGGCUGACCUUGAGCAGGUGGAGGUGCUACAGAAAAAGUUUGAUGAUUUCCAGAAGGUGAGAAAGUCGAUUAUAAUUUGAACUGUACUCUGUGCUCUGCUCACUAUCAGCCUCUCACUGCCAGGAGCAGUGAGCUAUGACAGACCAUAUCACUGCUCUAACACUCCUACCACUAGGUGCAUGCUAGAGUAUGGAAUGGGGAAGAUAGUUCAGAUGUCUAGAUUGGUUACAAUAAGAAUGUGAAGGAUCGUCAAGAUGUGGAGAGCAAAGGUUUGUGAUUGAAUUAAGUGGAAGGUUUAAAGGGAAACUCCAGUGCCAGGAAAACAAUCAGUUUUCCUGGCACUGCAGGUACCCUCUCCCUCAAACCUCCCAUCCCAGGUAGCUGAAGGUGUGAAAACCCCUUCAGGUCACUUACCUGAGACCCCACUGAUGUCCCUCGGCGGUGGUUUCGGGUCGGUGUCGCUCCUCCCAGUUAUCACGUCAGCCGUUGGGCGAGACUGAUCCCGCCCGCCGGCUGAGGAAACCUAAUGCGCAUGCGCGGCAAUGCCGCACACGCGCAUUAGGUCUCCCCAUAGGAAAGCAUUGAAAAAGAUUUUCAAUGCUUUCCUAUGGGGAAUUGAGCGACGCUGGAGGUCCUCACUCAGCGUGAGGACGUCCAGCGAUGCUCUAGCAAAGAAAAUCUUUGCUAUGAAUCAGGAAGUGCCCUCUAGUGGCUGUCUAGUAGACAGCCACUAGAGGUGGAGUUAACCCUGCAAUGUAAUUAUUGCAGUUUAUAAAAAACUGCAAUAAUUACAGUUGCAGGGUUAAGAGUAGUGGGAGUUGGCACCCAGACCACUCCAAUGGGCAGAAGUGGUCUGGGUGCCUGGAGUGUCCCUUUAAGGGAGUAUGACCAGGUAAGAUUUGUCUGAAAAAUGAGUCUGGUUAGGGAUUGAUGGAAUAGUUAGACAGGGAUUGAGUGAAUAUAUACAAAGGACAUAAAAUAUUAAAUUAUUAGUUGUUUAUAUACUAGUCUUAUUGGGUCAGGCCCCAUAGCAGUUGCUGUAUCUGUCCCUCCACUCCAUAUAGACUUUGGAAAGCCUGCAUUAAGCCAUUGGGCGUUUCUUGUAGUGGAUCAGCCAGACUUUUUACUUUGUUGAAAACUCUAGUUUUGUACUUUUUGUUUGAGUGGCCCCAGACUACAUGUCCUGUUAAUUUAAGUCUUUUCGUUUCUUGUUUUUAAGGACCUAAAAGCAAACGAAUCUCGUCUGAAAGAUAUCAACAAAGUUGCUGAUGACCUCGAAUCCGAGGGACUGAUCACAGAAGAAGUACAGGCCGUACAGCAGCAAGUAUGUCCCAGAAAUGUAUUUCUUUUUGUCAGUCUUAUUUAAGAAAACCGAAGAACAUGUUCACCAAGUAGACAAUGCCUUGCUGUAUGUGACUUUCUGGUAGAGAAAUUGGCUGAUUUUCACCUAUUUGUUACUUUUCCUUUUCAGGAAAUCUAUGGAAUGCCAAGGGUAAGUGUCUGUAACUGGCUUGUGGGUGUUUUUGUUUGUGUGUGAGCUGCAUUUAAUAUUGACAAAGCUAAACUGCCCUGGGUUUAAUGGGAUUGUCUCCAUUUAGGACCCAGGUCCCACCGUUCAGAGAUAAUCAUUUUGUGUCGUGCUCCUCAUUCACGCGAGGAACUCUAUUCUCACUGCUCCAAUGCAUACGUGUAUGCCAGAAUACAUGCAUACGUGAGAAUACUUUAAAUUGCUUUGUACCUGAGCAAAUCUGGCUGACCAUCCAUUCCAGUAUGUACGUUAAUCCAGCAGAAGUCAGUAAUCCUCUUUAGGAUUAUCAGAUCCUUCACGGUUUCCCAUUCUCAUAUCACCUCUGCAUGCUGAAGGGCUAGACUUGAAUCAUGCUUCCCUGUAGCAUGUAGAAUACAUGUGUUGCAGAUAAGAAAAUCAAUUCACUUAUAAGGAUAAAUCUAAAAGAAUUGCCUUUAAGUUGUCCUCCUGCAGCAUAGGAAUCCGUAUCUGGCAGGGAAGCAUAUUAUAUGUCCUGGAAGAAGUGCUUGUUUAUUGGGAAAUAUAGUGGACAGUUCAUUUAUUGUUAAAGCUACCUUUUGAUGGAAGCAUGCCAUCAUUCUUAUUGUAGAAUUCUUGGAGGGGUUAAUAUUCCGCAAGAUACAAAAUGUAUUUGAUCUGAAUGUUCCCUUAGUAUGUUCAUUGUAGAAGACUAGUCAGACCUUUUAAAUUAUGUGUCCUCAUGUAAAAUGUCUGUCUUCACUCUGCAGGAUGAAGGGGAUUCCAAAUCUGCAUCUCCAUGGAAGGUAAGCUUGUAUCUUUUGAUACAGUUUGUUAGUCUGCCGUAUGCAAUAAAGCCUCAGAGUGCAUUUAUUUUGCAAUGAAGAUAAGUUAAUAACUUGUUAGUGCGUCUGCUAGCGUACUCCUGCGCUGUGAGGGCAGCCAUCAUUAGUCUUCUGAGCUGAGAAACACCACUUAUCCACUAAUGCAAUAUGCAAUGCUCCCCGCUUUCUCUGCGUUAUUCGUGAUCCUUCUACAACUGUGUACUUUAUCGUAAUGCACACAGAUGUAUCGGUUAUGUUUUCUGCGUGUCCUGUAUCCUCCUAAUCGGCAGAGAGGGGCCAGGCUCCCAAUGACUGGGAGCCUCAUUUAGUUUAAAGUCAUUUGAAAACAGUUUAAGAGUUUGGUGUCAGAGGACUCCAGACACCUAAGCCACUUCAGUGAGGUGAAGUGGCUAAAUGCCUAGAGCAGGCAUAGGCAACCUUCGGCACUGCAGAUGUUUUGGACUACACCUCCUAUGAUGCUUUGCCAGCAUUAUGGGGGAUGUAGUCAAUAACAACUGGGGUGCCGAAGGUAGCCUAUUCCUGACCUAGAAUAUUCCUGGCUGCCCCCAUGGAGUAAGGUUAAGUCAGGAAAUGCACUGGAAAGGUGUGUUUGUGUGUGUGUACACAUACACUGCUCAAAAAAAUAUAAAGGGAACACUUAAACAACACAAUGUAAGUCCAAGUCAAUCACACUUCUGUGAAAUCAAACUGUCCACUUAGGAAGCAACACUGAGUGGCAAUCAAUUUCACAUGCUGUUGUGCAAAUGGGAUAGACAACAGGUGGAAAUUAUAGGCAAUUAGCAAGAGAGCCCCAAUAAAGGAGUGGUUCUGCAGGUGGUGACCACUUCUCAGUUCCUAUGCUUCCUGGCUGAUGUUUUGUUCACUUUUGAACGCUGGCGGUGCUUUCACUCUAGUGGUACCAUGAGACGAAGUCUACAACCCACACAAAUGGCUCAGGUAGUGCAGCUCAUCCAGGAUGGCACAUCAACAUCAAUGCGAGCUGUGGCAAGAAGGUUUGCUGUCUGUCCACGUAGUGUCCAGAGCAUGAAGGCGCUACCAGGAGACAGGCCAGUACAUCAGGAGGCCGUAGGAGGGCAACAACCCAGCAGCAGGACCGCUACCUCCGCCUUUGUGCAAGGAGGAGCACUGCCAGAGCCCUGCAAAAUGACCUCCAGCAGGCCACAAACCGUCAGAAACAGACUCCAUGAGGGUGGUAUGAGGGCCCGAUGUCCACAGGUGGGGGUUGUGCUUGCAGCCCAACACUGUGCAGGACGUUUGGCAUUUGCCAGAGAACACCAAGAUUGGCAAAUUUGCCACUGGCGCCCUGUGCUCUUCACAGAUGAAAACAGGUUCACACUGAGCACAUGUGACAGACGUGACAGUCUGGAGAUGCCAUGGAGAACGUUCUGCUACCUGGAACAUCCUCCAGCAUGACCGGUUUGGCAGUGGUCAGUAAUGGUGUGGGGUGGCAUUUCUUUUGGGGGCCGCACAGCCCUCCAUGUGCUCGCCAGAGGUAGCCUCACUGCCAUUAGGUACCGAGGUGAGAUCCUCAGACCUCUUGUGAGACCAUAUGCUGGUGCGGUUGGCCCUGGGUUCCUCCUAAUGCAAGACAAUGCUAGACCUCAUGUGGUUGGAGUGUGUCAGCAGUUCCUGCAAGACGAAGGCAUUGAUGCUAUGGACUGGCCCGACCUUUCCCCAGACCUGAAUCCAAUUUAGCACAUCUGGGACAUCAUGUCUCGCUCCAUCCACCAACGUUACGUUGCACCACAGACUGUCCAGGAGUUGGCAGAUGCUUUAGUCCAGGUCUGGGAGGAGAUCCCUCAGGAGACCAUCCGCCACCUCAUCAGGAGCAUGCACAGGCGUUGUAGGGAGGUCAUACAGGGACGUGGAGUCCAGACCUCCAUGGGUUGAAAAGAUUGAUUUCCAUUUUCUAAUUUUUGUGUGAUUUUGUUGUCCGCACAUUCAACUAUGUAAAGAACAAAGUAUUUCAGAAGAAUAUUUAAUUCAUUCAGAUCUAGGAUGUGUUAUUUUUGUGUUCCCUUAAAUUUUUCGAGCAGUGUAUGUAUGUGUGUUACAAAAUAAUGCACACAGGCUAUACUAGUAUAGUAAAUAAUAAAAAAAAUUAUAUAUAUAUUUUUUUAUCCAUUUAUGUAACUGUUUCCCAGCUAUUGCCUUUAUGACAAACCUCCGCCAAGCUAUAAAAGUAUUAAGUUUUCCGUUUGAUGUAAUAGCUUCUCUUUUAAUGUCCUACAUAUCAAAUGUAAUGUGGCAAGUUGGGAUUUUCCAUAAAUGCCAUCUCUGUGCCAGAGUGUGAUUUAUUGCACGUUGCUGCUGUUGUCGAAGUUGUUCCAAUAUUUUCACUUCUUGGUUUAUCAGCAGUUGUUUAUAGAGAUGCUUGUUUGACUAAGUAUGUACCUUUUUAUGUUUCUUCUUUUCAGUCUGUACGUACUGCAGUGCAUGCUGUGGCCACCUUCAACUCCAUCAAGGUAUAAACUGGAUCCUAAGUUUCACUUGGUAUAUUGGCAUUUAUAAUACGAUAAUUGUAUAAUCCACAUUCCGUAUCUCUAAUUGAAAUUCCUCCAUAGAUAGCCCGUAUCAAGAUGCUCGUUUGAGCCACACCAGAAGUAUUUACAAAGCUGCACUGAUUUUACUAUAAGUCAAUACUGAGGAGUUAGAUUCUCUGCAUGUGAGACCUUAUUUACAUAAAACAGUGCCCUCUGUUGGUCUAUCCAAGCAUCUUCCCAGGAAGGAAACAUUUCUAUAAUUGUAGUGGAAUGGUGUUCUAUCUUCUUAAUGACUGUCCUGUAAUUUCUUAACCUGCUACAGGAACUGAAUGAGCGUUGGAGAUCCCUGCAGCAGUUGGCAGAAGAGAGAAGCCAACUCCUGGGCAGUGCCCAUGAAGUGCAGAGAUUCCACAGGUAUAAAGAGUUGUUAGAAGUUCUCUGUAUUACCUUUUGAGCAUUAGUUGUAAGCACUCUCCUUACUAAACUUUUUUUCUUUGGGAGUUUAUCAUCUUUCCCAUAAUACAAUCUGCUAGAUCACUAGUGAUCUACAAGCACACUAGGUUCAUGUACUCUUUACUUUAUUAUAAUCACCAGGUCAACACAUAUGUUUAAUGAUCUGAUACACCGUGGUCUACUCAAUGCCACAUGAAUUUAUUAGCUUAAAUUAACUUUAUUUUUUUCUUCUUCAUAAAAACGUAAUAGAUGGUUUUUGAGGUAUAUUCGGUUCCUAGUGAAGUCAUUUGCUGGUCUCCAGUCUUUAAAAAAAAAUUUUUUUAAAAGCACUUUUUUUCCUUUUGUGCAGAGAUGCUGAUGAGACUAAAGAAUGGAUUGAGGAGAAGAACCAGGCUUUAAAUACAGACAGCUAUGGACAUGAUUUGGCUAGUGUCCAGGCUCUGCAACGAAAACAUGAGGGAUUUGAACGUGACCUGGCAGCUCUUGGUGAUAAGGUCAGGAUCCAAACAGUUGUCUUCUUCGAGUAAAAGAAGUCUUGAGUGAGCUGUUCUACAAUGUAUUUAUUUCUCCAUUCAGGUGAACUCGUUGGGAGAGACUGCUUUGCGUCUGAUCCAAUCACAUCCAGAAUCUGCAGAUGACAUCCAGGAGAAGUGCAAAGAGCUCAACCAGGCCUGGAGCAGUCUCGGCAAAAGGGCCGACCAACGUAAGAAGAAACUGGAAGAUUCUCAUGACCUACAGCGCUUCCUGAGUGACUUCAGGUAAAAACAUGCAAGUUGGCUGAUAUGUGGAUAAAUCAGUGUUUUACUAAACUUGUAUUUUCAUUUAGUAGUGAUAUGAUCAAGCAUGUAUCAAAGAGGACCUCUCACCACUUCAUAUUUAACAUUUAUUUAUUUGAAAAUAAAUACACUGGUAACCAGGAACCCAGAACACAUACAUUGUGUAAGCGUAUCUCUGUGGAGUUUGCAUGGUGAGGAAAGGGAAUGGGUAUCUUUGGUGUCCCAAACAAGGUUUUCUUGCACUUCCCCUGCCCAGUGCUUUAAUUUCUUAACAUAUAUACAGACCUUCCCCCCAUCGUUUAAAUAUGCACACAAACAACUAAGUGCAAUCACCAUCCUGGCAGCUCGAAAUUUAAUAGCCUGCAACUGGAAAUCCACACUCUGUCCUACCAAAGCCAAAUUAUGGGAUAAAAUACAGCAAUACUACACGUACGAACGUAUGACCGCUCCUGACGCAAAAACAACACAAAGAUUCCACACGACCUGGGCCCCCUGGGUAACUUUAUACGACAACAAACAAUAAGAGCUGUGUGACAAACGGACAGACACCCCCAACCUGUGACAACCCACAGAAUAGAAGCCCACGAUAAGCAUGAAAAUGUUGUAUAGGACGCUCAAUGAACGAGCGCAUAAAACACCUCCGCAACUGUGUAGACUCCCCCAUGCAACUAAAAGCUGUAUGGGAACCCUUGUACAUGUUACUUGUUACCGUGCUAUAUGUUAUACCUAUUGUUGCCUUGUAUCCACAACUUUUUGUAUUCUUGUGAUACUACAUAUCACCCACUGUUCAGUUUUUGUAAACAAUGAAACAAAAUCCUAAUAAAAACUAUAUUGGAAAACAUAUAUACAGACCACAUUGCACAUCUUAUGGCUCACACCUUACUACAUACCAUACAGCCACAUUUUGUCAGCAAACGUAUGACAAGGCAAGCUUUUAUAUACAUAUAUAUUGAGUAUCUGGUUUGUUUGUUUUUUUUCCCCUCCCAGGGACCUUAUGUCCUGGAUUAAUGGUAUCCGGGGCUUGGUGUCAUCAGAUGAACUCGCAAAAGAUGUGACUGGAGCAGAAGCUCUGCUGGAGAGACAUCAGGUUUGUCCCACAACGCUUAGCAUGUUGUUAGUUUUAACACCAGAGGACUUCAACGUCCAUCGAACGACUGAUUCGAUCUGCCUGACAUAUGCAAAGAGAGGAUUUACACAUCAGUUCUUAAUUGAAAUAUAUGUAAAGAUGUGAGAAGAGCCUUAAAUAUGUUCAGAAAAAGUGGAGCUUAACAAUUUGUAGGAAACCAGUAUGCAGGUAGAACACUUAAACAAUAUAUAUUUAUGCUUUAUUAGAAAGGAGAGAAGGGUAUAAAAGGUACAAUAAAACUUUUCACAAAUAUAAUUUUCAGUUGUAAUAAAUAUAACCAACCUUAGCAGCAAAUUGAGGGUAGUGGGUUGGAGGGCUUUAUAUCUGUUAGACAAGUUUAUUUUAAUUUGGGAGAAUUAACAUAUAUAUAUUUUUUUUCUUUCAAUUUUUUCCCUCUCUUCCUACGCAUUCAGGAGCACCGUACAGAGAUCGAUGCCAGAGCUGGUACAUUCCAAGCCUUUGAGCAUUUGGGGCAGCAGCUCCUGGCUCGUGGGCACUAUGCCAGCCCUGAGAUAAAAGAUAAGCUGGAUAUUUUGGACCAAGAACGGGAAAGUUUGGAAAAAGCCUGGGCGCAACGUAGGAUGAUGCUGGACCAAUGCUUGGAACUUCAGGUAAUGUUUUGCGGUUGUCUGUUGUAUCUUUUUGACUAAUUACUUCGAUUCCUUCGCUAUAUUUCAUCCUCUCCUCUUUACAGCUCUUUAACAGAGACUGCGAGCAGGCAGAGAACUGGAUGGCGGCACGUGAAGCAUUCCUAAAUAGCGAGGACAAGGGGGAUUCCCUGGACAGCGUGGAAGCCCUCAUCAAGAAACAUGAAGAUUUUGAUAAGGCCAUUAACGUUCAGGUUUGUAUUUGACCACACAAGAAGUAAAACAAGAGUCACUGUGUGCGCUGUGAGGUUCCCUGUCCUCUUGUGUGUAGUCUUAACUUUUAAUUACUCAAGUGACUGUCUCCUUCAGACUCCCUUCAUCUCCUGACGGUCCUGCAAGUUGAGCAAUACAAUCUUCGAUCUGUAGUGGAGUUUUAUGGUCAUAUGAUCAUCUGAUGUGUUCUCAUUCUCUUUGCAGGAAGAGAAGAUUGCUGCCUUGCAGUCUUUUGCUGACCAGCUGAUAACUAAUGACCAUUACGCCAAAGGAGACAUUUCUGCACGACGCAAUGAGGUCUUAGACAGGUAGGUUUGGGCUGCAGUGGACUUUGUGGAGGGCAGGUGGUCUUGUCUCGCAUUCUGCUUAACUAUAUGGUCUCAUGUAGAUGGCGCCGCCUAAAGGCCCAGAUGAUUGAGAAGAGAUCAAAGCUGGGAGAAUCUCAGACUCUGCAGCAGUUCAGCAGAGAUGUUGAUGAGAUUGAAGCCUGGAUCAGUGAGAAAUUACAGACCGCCAGUGAUGAGUCCUACAAGGAUCCUACAAACAUCCAGGUGUGUGCCAUAUAGUUAUUGUAAUCUUACUACAGGUUAGAAUCGAGGAAAAGAAGAAAAAAAUCCAGAAAGACAGAGAACAUAUGUACUGGGGUUUCCGGUGACACUGGAAGUCCUCAUGCAGAGCGUGAGAAUGUCCAGUGUCAUUUAGCUGACCAAAAGUCGCCUAAAGACCCAGAAAUACCUCUAGUAGCUGUCUGGGCACAGAUUUAUAGCACAGCUAUUUAAAUGGGUUUUUUAACGUCCGGAAAGUUAGUAGCUCCUCAGGAAUUGUUGACGUGAAGGUAUCCCAAGGUUCUGUGUCAUUACUUAACCAUUUUAUUAGCCACAACUGUCUAUAUCUAGCAUCUGAAGGCUUGGCUGUAAGAGUAGUGGUUUAAAAACCAGCUGGCAUGUAAAAGUUGAAUAUCACAAAGUUCUUUUUGAAUCAACCUUCUAUCUUGGUAGCCAUUAUCCAUUUCAUUUGUCUUGACUAUAUGGAAGGACAGGGAGCUUACAGAGCUUUUUUACAAAAGCACGUUUUUUUUAGUAGAUUACUCUGGGAUAAACGGGGUUUUUGAUCUUUUAUCUGGUAAACUGAUACACAAAAUUAAGUGGUUAAUUGCUCAUCAAAGUAGAAAGUCUUAUUCCCAAUCCAAAGGCUAAUUGCUGUGAUAAUUAGCUGAUGUUCAUAUAAUGUUUCUUGUCAAGGUCAAAGUGUUAUGAGAGUACUCAAAACCUUCUCUUCUUAAUCUGUUUUAUAGCUUUCCAAACUCCUGGUAAGUGGGCAGGAUAUUGUUUUCUGUAUGUGUCUCACCUUCGUGUGCAGUCAUUUGUUUUGGUUACAUUGUUUGUUUGAAGCAAGCCAUCCAUGUCUUGUUUUUAAUUCUAUUAUCUACCAGCUUUUGUAUUUUUAUUUAUUUUAUUUUUUGUUCCCAUCAGUUCAAGCUUUUUUUGUUGCCAGUAGUUGUUUUGUUAUUUCAGUAGGACAUGUUUUGCAUGAUGUCCGAUGAUAAUUUAAACAUUGCAGGCAACCCAAUCCUAUACAGUUUUUAGUUGUUUAUUAAACCAUUCUUAAGAGUAAGCUUACGAUAAUCCAACAUCUGUGGAAAUAUUAGGUUCUGUGAAUGUUAUCUGGCCGCUUCACAGCAAACCAUUAGGCUAGCCUUAUUUAUUCUCUGCUAGGUGGCCGUACAAUAGCACUACAUUUGUAUUUGGUCAUCUCCAUUAAAGUAUUUCAAUACCCUGGUGUCAGGUUAUUUUGACAUUUAGGAAAUGGAAUGGUACAAACUUAUUAACAGCCAUAUUGGAGGUUCCACCACCUCAUAAAAGUUAACCGGCAUAGGAAAUUGCUGUCAAUAAGAUUGUAAAAUUUACACAGAUAAAAGGAGUAUAAAUCGCAGUAUAAUAAGUAUGUCUCAGAGGUUUGUUUAGCUUUUAAUUUUACCCUGGCCAAGUCCAAAACAGAUUUGGAUCUCUUGAACCAUUACGGGCAUGCAUUACGGAGCCAAGAGGAUUAUGUGAAUGGAUUAAAAUAAAAACAUUUAAAAUAACUCUUCAUGCAAAACAUGUGUCGUGGCUGUUUGGAUUUCCAAAAAAAGCUGCCUCUUGUGCAAUUUAUGUUUCCAUGCAUCAUUUAGGGUGUUAUAAGGACCCUGAUCGCUGCCAUCUCUGUAUAUUCCUCACUUAAAGAAUUCGGUUAUAGAGUCUAGUUCCCUGAUAUUUAAUAUGUUGAGAUCUAUCAGCUCUCCCAGAGCCAGCAAUUGUGCUUUACCCCACCUUAAAUUUAGUCCUGGCUAGUGGAUUCUGGGUUGAGAAUUUCAGCAUUACACAGAGCAUUUAUAAUUUGACAUGUUUUCUUCACCUCCUUUUAGAGCAAACAUCAGAAACACCAGGCUUUUGAGGCAGAGCUUCAUGCCAACGCUGACCGUAUCCGCGGUGUCAAAGACAUGGGGAACUCUCUUAUUGACCGUGGUGCUUGUGCUGGGAGUGAGGAUGCUGUAAAGGUAAGCUGCGAUUGGGCAAAGCAGCAAUUUCCUGAAUUUAUGGAUCAAUUAAUAUAUUGUAUCUGGCACUUAGUGAUACCAUAUAUCUUUUGGGUUUCUUCACCCCUCAGGCAAGGCUUGCUGCACUUGAUGAUCAGUGGCAAUUCCUGGUGCAUAAAUCCGCAGAGAAAAGUCAAAAACUAAAGGAAGCAAACAAGCAACAAAACUUCAACACUGGCAUCAAGGACUUUGAUUUUUGGUUGUCAGAGGUAAGAGAUGUAAACGGUUUGAUGUACUGGAUAUCGAUCGUUUGCUUGGCAUCUUUCUAAAGCAGAAUCUUUGUGGACGGGGGUUUCUCAUGUGGCAUGAAAAAGUAUAGUGACGAGUAUGUCUUUUGUAAUAAGGUGGAGGCCCUCCUGGCUUCAGAGGAUUAUGGGAAGGAUCUGGCAUCUGUCAACAAUUUGCUGAAGAAGCAUCAGUUGUUGGAGGCUGAUAUCUCUGCACACGAGGUGAGGAAAUAUGUACAAGGGUGUAGAUUGCUGGGUGCCUUGGGUGAAGGUUGAAAUUAAGUGGAGAAAUACUAUACCAAGUAUUGUGAUAAACAAUAUUGUACUUAUUUAUCCCGAGUUAGCAGGAAAUAAUGUUGAUCCUUUUUUUACCAACCAGGACCGUCUGAAGGAUCUGAAUGGACAGGCAGACAGUCUAAUGACUAGCAGUGCCUUUGACACAACCCAAGUAAAGGACAAGCGUGAUGCUAUUAAUGACCGCUUCCAGCGCAUCAGGAGCAUGGCAUCUGCACGCCGCAGCCGGUUGAAUGAGUCCCACCGGCUUCAUCAGUUCUUCAGGGACCUCGAUGAUGAAGAGUCCUGGAUCAAGUAUGUGCAAAUGGAAUGAAACUGGAAAACUAAAAUUUACUUUUUAGAUUAUUCUGUGUAAAUCUCAAAUGCUGAGCGUUUUAUUGUAUUUAUUUUUUUGUGCAACUUCCCAGAGAGAAGAAACUGCUGGUCGGGUCUGAUGAUUACGGCAGAGACCUGACAGGUGUGCAGAAUUUGAGGAAGAAGCACAAGAGGUUGGAAGCAGAGCUGGCAGCCCAUGAGCCAGCCAUCCAGGUAAGCAUGUGACCAGUAUAUGUUGUACUUGGUGUGACUGAUGUUUCCUUGGGUCUUCUACACAGUACAUAAAAUAUACAUCUAUACUGCCUUCAAUGUGGGAAUCCAUAGAAAUAAUGUGACAAACUCAACAACCACAAAAUGCUCUUUGGAUAACUGAGACUCUUCAAUAUACUGAAAUGGUUAUUCAAUGUAAUUAUUGGCUUUCCCUGGAUGCUACAGUUUAAAGACUCUUGUAGUAGUACUGUGUGCCUUGUACCAUGUAAAAUAGCCAUUUUAAAGCAAUCUCCAUGGAAACCAAUGGAAUGUUGCUGACCAUGUCACUCUUAGAACUUUGUCCUAGAAUUGUUCCCAAUAAAAAGAACCCUGUUCCCAGUAAAUGGACUUGUGUAUAUUUAAUCUUUCAUUAAGAGGUGAGAUGUGUGCAUGUAUAGGUAAUGAGGGUUUCUCUUGUGUUCAUUUUCAUACACUGAUUUUGCAGGGAGUGCUGGAGACUGGUAAGAAACUUGCGGAUGACAACACACUAGGCAAAGAUGAGAUCCAGCAGCGCCUGGCUCAGUUUGUGGAGCACUGGAAAGAACUGAAGCAGCAAGCUGCGGCUCGGUAAGCACAUGCAAAGCUUAAAGUCUGACUUCACAUUUGCUCUAUUGUACAGAUGCAUUUCUUUGAAAACCGGGUUUUCACUACAGUGGCAAUUAAGCGGUGGAAAAACUGGAGAACUGCUGCUUUAAAGGCUACUGCUGGUUAUCCCAUGACCAAUGCAACAGGGUUUAUUCACUAGUCUUGUUUGGGCCUCUUAUUGUCUCUAAUCUUAUCACCACCUCACAUGACAAGAGGGCAAGGUUUUGGUCAAAUUAUUGAAUCUGUGAAGCCCUAGUCUCCUACAUGAAUAUGCUGCAAGGAACAUAGUUCAGACCAAACUGUUUGCUGUUUAAGUCAGAGAGGUAUCCUGGUUUAAUCACUAGUCCAUGUUUAACAUUGGUUGUUUCUGCAGUGGUCAGAGGCUGGAAGAAUCCCUGGAGUAUCAGCAGUUUGUUGCCAAUGUAGAAGAGGAAGAAGCCUGGAUAAACGAGAAGAUGACUCUUGUUGCCAGUGAAGAUUAUGGCGACACUUUGGCUGCCAUCCAAGUGAGUAUAGCCCAAGGUGUUAAAAAGUUUCAAAUCAAACUUAUGUCCUUCGCCUGGAAUGUGUAUAAAACAUAGCUACAUAGGCAGAAAAGAGACAAGUUCAGCCUUUCCCUACGUCUGUUUUUGCUGUUCUUUCAAAAGAAGGCAAAGAACUAAAGUUUAAAGCGCUUUCCAAUUUUGCAACAAACUAGGGAAAGAAAAAAAUACCUUUUUGACCCCAGAAUGGCAGUCAGAUCAGAUCUCUCCUUGGAUCAAGAAGCAUUACCCCACUAAUUAAAACUAAAUCCCUGAAUAUGUCUGUGCAAGUAUUCAUCCAGUUGCUGUUUAAAGAACUGUAUAGACUCUGAUAAAACCACCUCUUCAGGCAGAUAAUUCCACAUCCUUAUUUUUCUAACUGUAAAAAAAGAAUUAAUUUGCCUUAGACUAAAUCUAAUUUCUUUCAGUCUAAAUGUGUCAUGUGUAUAGUCCUGUUUAUGAAUAGAUUUCCAGACAUGUAUGUUUCUGUUAUAUAUGCAUAAUGCCAUCAAUUUAUUCAUAUAAUGCUAUUAUAUCCCCUCUGAGGUGCAGUGUUUCCAAACUAAAGAGAUUUAAAGUUGCUCACCUUUCUUCAUACCUAAAAUGUUCCAUUGCCUUUAUUAAUUUUGAAGCCUGCUUUUGCACUUUUUCUAGUGCUGUAAUAUUCAAGGAGUGGUCUUACUGGUGAUUUAUAAAGGGGCAAAUUAUAUUUUCAUCCCUAGAAAUAUUGCUACUUUUUAUACAUGACAAUAGCUUUUGCCCCAAGUAGAUAUGUACUCGUAAAGCUUCCACCUUUUCUUUCACAUUCCACUUGCUUAAUACUUGACAAACAUAUUGUUGUAACCAUUUAAGUUUCAUCCCACCAUAAUUCAGCCUAUUAUGUCAUAUAGCUUAUCACCAACUGUAAUAUUUCUGUUCUCAGGGAUUACUGAAAAAACAUGAAGCUUUUGAGACAGACUUCACUGUCCAUAAAGACAGAGUACAUGAUGUCUGUGCUAAUGGAGAAGACCUUAUUCACAAGGUGAGUAGUAGGACACCGAGCAGCUGAGUGAUCUCCACAAGCCAAACUGAAUUUACAGUACUAAGUCUCCUUUUUGUCCCUGCUAGAAUAAUCAUCACGAGGACAACAUAAACGCUAAGAUGGCUGGACUGCGAGGGAAGGUGGGAGAUCUCGAGAAGGCAGCAGCUCAACGCAAGGCAAAGCUUGAUGAGAAUUCUGCAUUCCUGCAGUUCAAUUGGAAAGCAGAUGUUGUUGAAUCAUGGAUUGGUGAGUUUCUAGAAUAUUUUCCGGUUACUAAAAAGGACAUUUUCGAAUAGCCGUGGGGGAGGGGCAUACAGUGAUAAUUAGAUGUUGCAGAAUAAAAAUAUCUUAACUGUGUUAGAAUGUGUUUUCCCUGCUGAGUUGAUUUAGCCCAAACCUUCAGACUCUUAUUAGCUUAUUACAACUUUUUCAGGAGUGAAUAAUCGGUUCAUUCAGUGAUGAAUGUUGCAUAUGCUCUGCCUUUUAUUGUGAUAAUUCAACAAGUGGGUUAUUUUUAUGGAAAUCACUGUAUUGUCAGUAAUUCACGUUGGGCUUCCCGUUGUCUGUGUCUGAAUACCACAGUUUGACUAUGCCAGUGGUUUUUCUCACAUGUAUACUGAAGUGAGAAUCUACAGGAAAAACGCCCUGGGGUUGCUAUUGUUUUUUGUUUUGUUUUUUUGCCCAACAAUUCCUCUAUCCCUGACCCAUUAUAUUGAAUGCAGAAAACGUUUUACCAGUCUGCACUUGGGGGUACAUUCUCCAGAACCUCUAUAAAUCUGUAGAAUCAUCAGAAAGGCCAUAGGCAUCUGGUGAUUCUUGAUGAGUGUUAAUAAAUUAUUUGGCAACAAUAUGUACAGUUAACCUAUCAAAAAAUUCUUAAUAAAGCAGCAGAGAACAUAAUGGUGUGUGCAAACAUAGUGACCUAAGAGGUAUCAGAGUUUGUAUUUUUUACGGCUUGAUCACGGUUUGAACAAUCUUAAUGAACGUCUUCAUUAGGUGAGAAAGAAAACAGCCUGAAGACUGAUGACUAUGGAAGAGAUCUAUCAUCUGUACAGACUCUUCUUACUAAGCAGGUGUGUAAAGACCCACAAGGACUAUAGCUCUGAGAUUUUAGACUGUCACUUGCUGAUCCCUGGUGUCUCUUCUUCAGGAAACCUUUGAUGCUGGACUUCAAGCAUUCCAGCAAGAGGGCAUUACUAAUAUCACUGCUCUGAAAGACCAGCUACUGGCCGCCAAGCAUGUGCAGUCCAGGGCCAUUGAAUCCCGCCAUGCCUCCUUGAUGAAACGCUGGAACCAAUUGCUAGACAACUCCGCUGCACGCAAGAAGAAACUGCUGGAGGCUCAGGAACACUACAGAAAGGUGAGCCCUGCUUUCACUUGUAGACAUGGUCACUUCUGUGGGACAUAGGACUUUCCUAAAAUUCUAAAAAUUCUUCUUUCCUUUGUUUCCAGGUUGAGGAUUUGUUCCUGACUUUUGCCAAGAAAGCAUCUGCCUUUAACAGCUGGUUUGAGAAUGCCGAGGAAGAUCUGACUGACCCCGUACGCUGCAAUUCCUUGGAAGAAAUCAAAGCUCUGCGCGAAGCACACGACGCAUUCCGCAACUCCCUCAGUUCUGCACAGACAGACUUCAGCCAGCUAGCUGAAUUGGAUCGACAGAUCAAAGGUUACCGUGUGGCCUCCAACCCUUACACCUGGUUCACAAUGGAGGCCCUAGAGGAAACUUGGCGGAACUUACAAAAGAUUAUAAAGGUAACCGCACUAUGGAUUUUUAACAGGAACUAAAAUUCUAGGCUUUAUACUCAACAUUUCUCGGUUUUCUUCCAGGAAAGGGAGCUUGAACUGCAAAAGGAACAGAGGAGGCAGGAAGAGAAUGAUAAAUUACGACAGGAAUUUGCCCAACAUGCCAAUGCAUUCCACCAGUGGAUCCAGGAGACCAGGUUACUGAUGGUUCCAUUUGCUGGCAUCUCUUCCCUUCUAUGAUUUGUGCUCUUCUCUGUGUGUCCAGUUGUAAUUUCAGACUGACUUUGUAAUUGUGUUCCUUAAUUGCCAGUCAUCCAAUUUAAAAAAAAUAAUUUUUAAUGAUUAACUGUAAAUCCGUGAUGCUUAAUCGAUUUCUGUUUUUUUUUUUCCCCCUCACUUUGCUGCUACCUUUCGUUUGUGUCUAUCCAUAGGACCUACCUGCUGGAUGGGUUAGUAUUUUGGUGUUUUUAAACAUUUGUGUGUGGAUGGGCUGACUGAGGUGUAGUGUGUGACAUCACUGAGCACACAAAUCAUUUUUGUAAUGUGGCUUUUCAGCAGUAGGGGGACACCCCACUCUACAUACGGGGGUUAAAUUAUGUAUGUGAUAACUUUUUACCAAAACCUCUAAACAGUAUCUUGCCUGCCUUCUUCGAAGCCUGUCCAGCUUACCUUGGUUGUUCAAAAAGAAAUCUGCAGCAAAAGGACUCUGCAGGCAUUCAGUUAUUGAAAUCCUUACAAGAAAUGGCAAAGACCUGGUUCACUAUAUCUUUCUCUUUAAAGUGGUCGCCUACUAGAUCUGAUCUGUUGUUUUUUCUCCCCUUCCUCUAUUUUUGCUUGUAACCUUGGUGAAACAUUUGACUUAUAAUCGUAAUGACUAACCAUUUUAGAAUACGAAUUGUUUGAUUGGAUUGCCCUGAAUGCUAAGGGUAUGAGAGAGAGACCAUAACCACUAGAGUCUAGCUAUCCCCGGUGUGUAUAAAUGUAUCCAAUGCCGCAUGUAGAAUGGAUGGUUGGUCUUUCUGUUGUCUUCUUGACAGUGUUCAGUGUGAGAGGGGAAAUUGACAGCUGGGUUUCUUUUCUUUAAAUAGCAUAGCCUAUCGCAGAGUCAUACGUGUGUAUCAGUAUGAAGUUGGGGAUGAUCUGUCUGGAAGGUUUUUUUCAUCUUCUUUUCCCACUGGUUUUCUGUGGCACUCUGUGAUGCUUCCUCCGUACUAACCCACACUUCCGAGCCUUGUUGCCUAGGCCUGCUGCUGUUUCCAUCAAGCAUGCAUCCUCCAGUUCCGUACUUGCAGAGGGGCCUGGCAGCCUUAUUGCUUUGCAAUGAAUGCACUGCCGGCCUGUUACGCUGCUGGCGAUAUAUUCAUUCAUACUACUGGAACAUGCUGAUACAUGAGCAGGACCCUAAGGGUGAGGAAUGAACAGUUAUUCGUUCCUUGCUCUUGGGAGGGGAAAGGAGACCUGCACAACAAAUGUCUUUCACGUGUACACAGUCUGCGGUGACUUCCUAACCCCCACUUGUCACACAAUACCUCUGUACAGACACCAGUUUGUGAUCACUUGUAGAUUAGGAAUGAUUUGCUGUGUCUAGUUUGGCUGUCUUGUCUUUUUAGUGCAAAAGAAGGUGCAGCGCACUCAGAGUUUGAGCCCCUGCGCCAUACUUAGUUACACAGGUGUGCAAAGCUGUCUACCAAAGUAAUAGGGCUUGUUUGGAGACGCUGGCAUUCAGACAGGGAUUGUAGGGUGUUCAGAUCACUAGUACGAAGAGCUCUACAGCUCCACACCCAUAUGUUUCCCUGAUGUUAGACUGGGGGAGCAGAGGAUCUGUUCCAUCUCUGCACACACUGUAAUGCUUUGUCCCAGCACUGAUGUCAUUUUGACACCCUCUAGUACAGCAGAGCAAACAGGGCUGCCAAGGGUACAACUCCUCCUGCUCCCUCAUCAUACCACCAGGGACAUGAGACCUCUCCCCUAUCUCCCAUACCGGACAGGAAUGUAAUGCAUGGGGACUGUCUUUGAUUUCAUGUUUCCCUCUAAUGACCGGUAGGCACAGUUGUGCUCACGGCCAGUGUCACACAUUCAGCUUUAGCGUGUAACGGCAGUGUGGCGCUUGGCUUGGAGCUAGAAAUUAACAUGCAGCAAGUAAAGACCAUUUAGGACACGACGUGUAGUCACUGAGAGUCCUGAAGAAAGUACAGAGCAUUGUGGCUGCGUUGUGUUAAUUUGCAGCCUCCUGCAUACAGAUUUCUGCCUUCAUGUUCACCUAGUGACUGUAAUCUGUAUCCGUAGGUCAUGUAUGGUUGAAGAAUCGGGAACAUUAGAAUCUCAGCUGGAAGCUACAAAGGUUAGUGGGACUUUGAAAUCAGUGUUCUCCUGAUUAUAUCCAUACUGAACAGUCCUGCAGGUUUUGUGUACUUUAGCGACAAAUAACAUACUAUUCACAUCUUAGGUACUGACUUAAAAUGUAUCUGUCUUAGCAUAUCUUAAAUAUUUUUGACGUGGAAGAUCGUAAAUUCAAUUUAGACAUUGUGGUAGCAAAGGUGCAUAGAUUAUAUUAAACAAAUGACUCCACUAGUUGCUGACUGACACAGUCCUGUCGCAAAACACAGAUUAGGAAACCGCGCACCCAAAAAAAAGUUUUUUUUGUUAUUUUUUUUAGGCUCCUUAAAAUCACCUAUCUUGGCAGAUUAAUAUCCAUAAUUGUUUGCCAAGAUUUUAAGAAGCCUAGUUUAUUUAAUUUUUUUUUUAUGUGUACGUUUUUUCAUAAUCUUCUCAUCCCAGCUUCCAUAUUCCCGUGCAAACACUACUUACAUUUUAAAAAUGAUUUUGUCAUUAACAGAGAAAGCAUCAAGAGAUUCGGGCGAUGAGGAGUCAGCUAAAGAAGAUUGAAGACCUAGGGGCGGCAAUGGAAGAGGCUUUGAUUUUGGAUAAUAAAUACACAGAACAUAGUACUGUCGGGCUUGCGCAACAGUGGGACCAACUGGAUCAGCUGGGAAUGAGAAUGCAGCAUAACCUCGAACAGCAGAUCCAGGCCAGGUAAAUGAUCACCGCUCCGAACAGGGUACUCAAGGUUUUAGGAUUUAUUUUCUUGAUGAGGAAAUAAACAUUUUGCAGUUUUCUGCUUUGUUUGUUUGACACCUCGGUUCUAGCGUAGGGUGAGAGUACCAGUCUAAUACUAGACUUUAAAAAGCCUUUUAAUCUUUGAGGGGAAAAAGUUCCCUGUGAUCUAAAUGGUAACCGCUAAAAUUGCUUUGAAGAGGAGAAAAAAGUCCUACGUUGAGCUUCUCGGCUUAAGUACUUUUAGAUCUAUUAUGACACUUCCAAAACUGGUGUGAGCGUGUGGUGGCAGGUAGAGCUGAACUGUGCUAUGGUUAUAUUGUGCAAUUAGACGCUCUAGUUUUCAUGUAUAACAUAUGGAACCAGCUUUGUAGUUAAGUGAUCUAUGGUUAGAAGCGCACUUCAGUGGUUAAACAUUCUACUGAGCUGCGUCAAGUGAAUACGCGGGGCAAUGAUCGCUAGGAAUUGUUGUCCGCCAGCUAAAUGCAAAAUAUCCGCUCUAGACGUAUUGUACAUUCCCAAUUAAAAAAAACAAGUGUCUAGAUUUUCUACUUUUUGUGCUGGACUUACAGGUCUCUCGUUUCAUUCUUUUUAGAAACACAACUGGAGUAACAGAAGAAGCUCUUAAAGAAUUCAGCAUGAUGUUCAAGUGAGUAUUAAAAGUCAGUUUAAAUAUCCCCAAAAUGUAUGUGUUUUUUGCAAAGGACAAAAGCAUUGCUCUUUGUAAGGAUGUAUUCCUGUGGAACAGAGGGGAAGUGUGGUCUUCUAGAAUAGCUUGCCAUAUGUGAAAUUUGAUGCAUAGUCCUAGCUAGAUUACUACAAAAUUGUGUUCAUUAAACAGUCAGUUUUAAAACUGGUUUCCACAAUGCUUUGUCAUAGUAAAGGCAUGAAAAGCAUCUUAAGAGUUGUAGUUCUACAUUUUGAUUAAAACCAGUAGGCCGUUGGAUUUUGAGCAUAUUUCUUUACCAGAAAUGUGAUGGCUGUAUAACAUUUUUACAAUUUCCUUCAGACACUUUGACAAGGACAAGUCUGGUCGCCUCAACCACCAAGAGUUCAAAUCUUGCUUGCGGUCCCUUGGAUAUGACCUUCCAAUGGUAGAAGAAGGAGAACCAGAUCCAGAGUUUGAAGCCAUUCUGGAUACAGUAGAUCCCAACAGGUAAGUGUAAAUUGAGUGUGUGUGUUUGGGGGAACCUUUUCUAUCCAAGACUGACCAUAUUCUGCACCUGACUAGAUUGAUCAGUCAUUAAGUUAAUAUACGGUUGUAACUUUUUAAUAAAAUUUUUUAUUUCCUCCAAGAAUUCUCCAAAUGUAAUGUUGUAGUCUAAGCAGUACUGGCAUGUUAUCAGCCCCCAUGAGUAAGCACUAUGGGUCUGUUGGUGUAUACUGUAGAAUACACAAUGCAACGUUUAAGAUAAAUGAGAAACAAAUGCAUAUAAUCUAGUUAGGCUUCUGUGAGUGUGGCUGAAUAUUUGUAAGUUGUGUCUUGAUUUUUUUUUUAUGCUGUUAAGUGGUUUUACUUUUCUUAUUUCCUUUCAGAGAUGGGCACGUGUCACUACAGGAAUACAUGGCAUUCAUGAUCAGCAGGGAGACUGAAAAUGUCAAGUCCAGCGAGGAGAUUGAAAGCGCAUUCCGGGCCCUCAGCACUGAGCAGAAACCAUAUGUCACAAAGGAAGAGCUGUACCAGGUACGCCAUUCAGUGCGGAGUAGAAUGUAACCGCUCUGCACAAAGGAAAAGGCUGACUCUUUAAUUUUUGUUUUGCCCACUGUGACUAGUUUAAAAAGAUAAGACCUUAACUAUAUUAAAGUAGCAAAGCUAGCUCUGUAUUUCUUGUGUUCUAGCCUAGAACUUAGAAAUGCCUACAGCGGCAGUUGUUGGACAUGUUUCAGAUGGUGCCUGAGCAUCAUGGGAAAACAUGAACUGCAACAGCUGUGAUGCAAAAGGUUAAGUGAAAAUACAUGGUGGUAUGUAUACGCCUCUACCACCACACAAGCCAUGCAUGUUAAUGCACUUACUAAAUGGCACCAAUAGAUUCCACAGCACUUUACAAUUCUAGAAAGGGGAUAUUUGAAAGCCUUGCUCAAACAAGCUUAUAAUCUGAGGAAGGUAGAUGUAUAUCAUUGGGUGUCUCAUCCAAGGACACUUACUGGUAAGUUGGCCUGACAGGGAUUCAAACCGUAGUUUCAUUAAAGGAUCACUAUAGUGUCAGGAAGACAAAUCUGUUUUCCUGACACUAUGGUACCCUCAGGGUCCCUCUCCCGUGGUGCUGAGGGUGUUAAAACCCCUUCAGUUACUCACCUUCUUCCACCACCGUCAGCUGAGCGGAAUGCGCAUGCGUGGCAGUGCCGCACACAAAGUGUCCAUAGGAAAGCAUUUUUCAAUGCGUUCCUAUGGACGCUCUGUGUGAUAGAGGCAUAUGCCUCCACUGUUGCAGAUGUGCCUCUAUUGGCUGUCCGGAAGACAGCCACUAGAGGCUGGCUUAACCCCAAAUGUAAACAUAGCAGUUUCUUUGAAACUGUUUACAGCAGGCAGGGUUAACCCUACAGGGACCUGACACACAGACCACUUAAUUGAGCUGAAGUGGUCUGGGUGACUAUAGUGUCCCUUUAAGCCUGGAAUUGACCUGAGAAUUGCACGUUUUAUGAACAAAAUAAAUUUCCUGCGAACACAAUCCUGUAUUUUUUUUAUUUGACAGAGAUAUAUAUUUACAUUCACUUAAUUUCUACUAUGUCUUUGUUUUUCAGAACCUGUCACGUGAACAGGCAGACUACUGCAUCUCACACAUGAAACCUUAUAUGGACAGUAAGGGCCGUGAACUGCCCUCUGCAUACGAUUAUGUUGAAUUCACGCGCUCACUAUUUGUGAACUGAUGUAGCCGAUUUAAAGCCUGGCUUUGACUUAUAUCUGCUGAAUCUGGCCGUGCAUGUGUCUCUUGCUCUACCCCAAAUCUGCACUGUACCUUCAAUGUGUUAGCCAAAUGACAAAGCAAUAGAAGCAGUGUGCUUUAAUAAACGCUAAUUAUUCAACGGGGUGUCUUUCUUUAAUGACAAAUACAACAAUGACAGUGAAUUGGUUUUUAUCACUGCUGUAAUUGACCACUCUAAUAUCCAUAGGGCAAUAGCAUUCAUGAACUAAUUAAAUUUAAAACAACUUUAUUUUACUAGUUUAUUUCCCCCUUCCAGUCUGAUAAUUAAUAAGAAAUAUGAACAAGAUAAGCAGCAAUAGUCUUUUAUCCCAGCAGUUAGUCUGUGAUCUCGCUGGCUAUGCCAUCAAGUAUUACCAGCUCUCUGGCUCCUUGUUCUGUAAAAUCAGAGCUUAACUGCCAUAUCUUUAUGAAGCCAUUUGCGUCGCCAGCUGCCAGCAGCUUUUUCUGUGAACGAUUGAACUCAAGGCAGUAAAUGGGUCUUCCAUUAUCUGUCUGCUUUAUGCACAGUGAAGGCUUCUGGGAGCUUUUUGCGAGGUCAAAUAACAAUAGUUCCCCUUUAGUGGAAAAACAAAGGCAUUAGUUAUAUUUUCCCUUAUAGCAUCACUCUGUGAUAGGGGAGAGCAUUAACGUUUUAACAAUUAACUAGUGGGUUUGCUAACUGUAUGAUGCAAUGUUAUUUUAAUAAAACCAACAGACCUUAGAAAUGUCCAUCCUGUAUAACAUUCUAGUACUUUAGAUGGAAAAUGCUGAAGAAAUUUACAUUUUGUAUAAAAUAAAAAUUCAACAUUAAUGUGGCUCUGUCACCUCAAACAUUCCUCAUCUUCCUCACAGAAUCUGCUUUUCUUCAUUUCUGAUCUAUUUCUCUUUAAAACAUAAGACCAAGUUGGGGAUUUUUCUUAUGUAUUUUUUUUCUAUACUAAGCGUGGCACUUAAGACUAGCUUCACUUGCUUUGUCACAAUAGUAGAGCUUGACUCACACGCCACCCCUUGUCAAGCAUAGGAAAAAUAUAUAAAAAAAAGGCAGUCCCUACUUUGUUUUAAAGAGAAAUCGAAAAGAACAGAUUCAGGUGAUAGGAAACUAUAG